Molecule: messenger RNA, 53996 nt
Organism: Podarcis lilfordi (Lilford's wall lizard)
Lineage: Eukaryota; Metazoa; Chordata; Lepidosauria; Squamata; Lacertidae
Source: the annotation of a GenBank genome assembly
CCACGUGAUCUCGGGGAGGGCUGGUGGUGGUGACGGCGAAACGUCGAGCCGCUGAGGGAGAAAGAGGAGGGGACCGGGGCGGUUUCUCUUUCGGAAUAGGAAAGGCGAGAGAGGGAAACGAUGGCAACGAGAGCAGAUGCUCUGGUGGUCUCUUCGCUGCCCGGUAGGUUGCUCCUUUCUGUGCCAAUAUCUGUCCAGGUAUCCCCGGCCGCCGAAGUAUCGGAUCUCACCUGCACAGGCUAUCAUGUCUUGGCUUCUCAAUUUACGUGGGACAGACAUCAGGUUAACAUGCCCUUUGGUGAACCAGCUUCAACUUCGUUAAAUACAAUAUAAGCCUUCCCGACUGCAGCGCCUUCAACCCCGAGUUGAAGCCGGUGGUGGCAAAGUCGUGUUGAACAAUGUAGACGUUGUGCAUAUUGGCUGGUGAAUGUUCAGCCUGCCCAUAUUAACCGAGCAAUGUAUGAAGUGCCCUGCUAAUCGAUUAAUGGUUGCCCAGCCUUAGUUGGAGACUGUACACAUUGACUGGGCUAUAUGCAAAAUUGCCUACUGGACACACUCUCCAUGCAGUUUAGAAAAUGUACACUAAGGCCGGCUUUAUUCUGUGUUCCUCUUGCGUUCACCACAGCAAAACAUACACAAACAAAAGUAUAAAUCCACUCUUCUCUUCACUAACUUGCUGAUCAGCUAAGUGUAAGAAAAGCAGUGCUUUGAGAGGCUUUGAUUCAGAUACUACUUUAGAUCUUGCAUUCUUCCUUCUUUCCCUUAGAAAACUGGUACAAUUGUCAAGCUGAUCGUCACAUUUAAAAAACAGAAUGUUGACUGGCCAUGAAUAUCGACCUCCAUUCCAAUGUCACAGCCUUCCAGGAAAUGCAUUGUGUUGUAUUUUACAUUUUUCCUGUGCUCCCCCACCCCUUGAAAAAUGGUUUGGAUUUGAGCGUUCGUAACCAAAGUGGAAUGAUGUCCGAAGUAUAUGCAUUUCAUGCUGAUAAUUCUUGUGUUCAGCUGUAUUACAUUAUAUUUUGCAUUUUGCCUCUUACUUUGAAUAUAGAUAGGAGAACUGAGCUGGUAUCUAACCUUAAUAUGUAGAAUUGUGUCCUGAAUAUGCACAUCAAACUUAAUUCUGAUAUUUCAAAGUUUAGAGAAGUUUCAUUACAAGUCAGCAAACAAAUGGAAUGCUCAAAUGGGCUAAACCAAAGGUCUUUCUUUGCCACAACACAUAGCUAUCUAUUUGAUUGUAAACUGGGAUGCCUGGAAUAUAAAAACUGCAGGAAUAAGAAUGACUCAUCGCCUCCCCCAGAAUUGCCCUUUUGUGAAUACAUGUUUCCCACAAUGCUUUAAGUGACUACUCCCAGCAGCAGAGAGCAGCAUACUAAGGGCCUGUGGUCUAUGUGCGCACAGUAGAGGAGGAUACUGAACACAAAGCUUCCAGAAAGGACAACUCUAGUGAAACUAGUUCUCUCUUGCCCAGUUAUUUUCCUUGCCCAUGUUUGCUUUAGGAGAUCUUAUCAUAAGAACAUAAAACAAGACUGCUGGAUCAGGCCAGUGUUCCAUCUAGUCCCAUAUCCUGGGGUCUCAAUGGCCAGCUAGAUGCCCGUGAGAAGCCUGCAAGGUGGACAAGAGCAAAACAGCACUCUGCCCACCUGUGAUUCCCAGCAGCUGGUAGUCAGAGGCAUAAUUUCUUGGGUUUCAAAGUGUCUGUGGGUAUGUGCAGGAAGUUUAUUCUUAGAGAAAACCCUCACUGAGCCCAAUCCAUACCCAUGUAUAUUGGUUGCAAGGGGAAGGAUUUGCAGCAAAAAUAAAUUCAUUAUGAUGUCAUCUGUUGGUAAAGGCAAAAGAGAGAGCGGCUAGCCUUGCAGCAGUUAAGUGCAUACAGUGAUACCUCGGGUUACAAAAGCUUCGGGUUGCAAGCACUUCAGGUUACAAACUCCGCUAACCCGGAAGUAGUACCUUGGGUUGCAAACUUUGCCCCAGGAUGAGAACAGAAAUCGUGUGGUUCCAUUAGCGAAAGCGCGCCUCAGGUUAAGAACAGUUUCGGGUUAAGAACGAACAUCCAGAACGAAUUAAGUUCGUAACCCGAGGUACUGAUUCUGAAUUUGAUCAUGCACAUGAAGGUGCAAAAAAAUAGUUCAAGUUGAUUCUGAUGAUGCUUGAAGAACUGGCCUGUUGCCUGCAUAACUCAAUUUACUUCUUGCUUUUUUAAUGCUGUUUUCUUCCUUCUUCCUGCUCACAUGCAUGUUCAUGUGGAAGCAAGUCCCCAUGUGGGCAAUUAAACUUACUCACAUUUUUACUUUUUAAAUAGAUGUGGUUGCUUAGUUUUAUUUCUGUUUAGGUUCUCCUUCUUUGCACACAUGCAUGUUGAUGUGGAAACAAGUUCCCCUGAGGUUAAUGAAUCAUGCUCAUAUUUUUACUUUAUAUAUUAUGUUUAUAUCCUCUUUUGUUUCCAUGGAAAUCAACACGGUGUGUGUAGGGUUCCCAGGUGGUCUGUCAUCCCGACCCAGCCUAGCUUAGCUUCAACAAGAUAGGUGCAUCAUCUGCCAUCAGACACUGGCAACAGUCUGAUCCUAUGAUGAGUUCAGUAUGCCUAAGUCAAUUGAAUCCAACUCUGCAUAAGAACUGGCCACAAGUUUGUCUAGAAUUGCAGCAUUAGAUGCAGACUUCACUAAAUAUUUCUCUUUUUUUUUUUUUGUAGUUAUGGCAGUUGUGACCCCCCCCCCCAAUUCAGAUCCCAAUGUGAUUUUAUGAGAAGUUCUCCUACGAUUUCCUUAUUUUUAUAAUUUUUCUUUUCUAGUGGUUUAUAUCCAAACUAUCUUUUAAGUGAAUGGGGAAAUCUGUUCAUCUCAUUAUGUUGUAUCGCCAAUAGCCUACUAGUUUAUGAGUGGUGUUCAUAAUUGAUAAAUACUAUCUUACACCUUUCAAGCAGUAUAUUCAUCUCUUUGAGGUUCUAAUAUAGUGGUACCUCAGGUUACAGACACUCCGCUAACCCAGAAAUAGUACCUUGGAUUAAGAACUUUGCUUCAGGAUGAGAACAGAAAUUGCGGCGUGGCAGCAGAGGGAGGCUCCAUUAGCUAAAGUGGUGCUUCAGGUUAAGAACAGUUUCAGGUUAAGAACGGACCACCGGAACGAAUUAAGUUCUUAACCCGAGGUAGCACUGUACUGCACAUUUACUAGGGAAAAGACCCCACUAAAUACAGUAAGACUUGCCUGUGAGUAAGCAUGCAUCAGGUUGAACUGUGAAGUGAUUCCCUGCCCCCCGACUGGUUAGAGAACUUUUGACUUCAUAUUCAUUAAGGGGAACUUGUUCAUAAUGCUCACAUGGUACAAUGCCCAGUUUAUUUAGUCCCAUCAACUGGGCAAUGUUUAGGUAAUUUUUGGAUCGGAUCAAUAAAUAAUCUGAAGCUGAUUAUUCACACUCACCCUGUGUUCAUAUUGAUGAAAAUACAAACACUGGUAAGUUUCCUGUGCCUGUCCCUUACCUAGUAAAUAAGAAAGUAGGAAAAUGAAGAAUGUAAAUAUGAGCAUGAAUCACGUCUUCAGUCAUUUGGACUAAGCCAUCUUAUUUUCAAUAUAAUCAGCUUUAAAUCUCUUCCGACAGAAUUAAGAGUUUAGGAUAGAUGUUAAAUAUUAUUCAUUUGUAUUUUCCAUUAAUCAAAUUGUAAUUGAAAUAACUAAUUGCAAUUACAGUAUUUUAAUUACUUUGUUUCCUAGCACUGUGGCCUGCAUACAGAUGUGACUCUAGUGAUGUGACCUUUCUUCCCCAGUUAAUUUAGCAUAGCACAGCAUUCCAUGUGAAUUUGCAGGCUAUAGAGCUGUCUAAAUUAGUUAAUGUGGAGGAAUGGUGCAUUGUUGAUAAACUGUUGGAAGCCAAAUUAGCUUUAUCUUGCAGCAAGCUGAUAGCAUUAUUUUACUCAUGGGACUAAUACAUCUCUAAAUAUGCUAAUUUCACUCUUACUUCUGUUGGGUGGUAUUUUUAGCAUUCUCAUCGUUGACAUUAUAAUAUUAAUGGAAGGAGAUCUCUGCUUGCUUUAGCUUGCCUCGCAGUGCAGCCCCAGAGAUGUGUAUCACUAGAGAAGGAAAUAUAUAUCUACACAAGAAAAGGACUGAUUUGUCACCUACAAGACCUGCAGAUAAUCUAAAGCCUGCACUCAAGACAAACCCCAUUAUGAAAAGUUAUGUUAAAAAGGUAGGCCUGCCAUUAUGGGCAAGCAUUUCUGAAGCACAAUGGUAGCCACGGGAGAAUGUGUUUAAGAUAACAUUGGAAUUUAUCUGCUGCAUUAAUAUCUCAUGCCAAUGUAUAUUUUUAUUCUAUGCACAUUUACUUGGAAGUAAGCUCCAUCAAGUUCAGUGGGGCAUACUGCUAGUAUGUUGUAUAUUGCACAGUUAGAUUAUUACCUCCUUAGACCGAGGCACUCUUGUCACAGAGUGCUUUGGAAGCAUAAACAUUAAUACUAAAUAGGGGCACAUCCAUUUUCAUUACAUGCAGAGAGCUUAUGUCACUCCAAGUUGUUGCUGACUGUGUUGCCUGGGAUUGAACUGGAUUCCCUAGAUGGCCACAGGCUUCCCAUUCCUGAUGUCGGCAAGAAGGGGGAGGGGAACCUGCAGUCCUAUGGAAAGUGUGCAACUAAUUUAAUUAGGUGCACCUAACUUUGUAAUAUUACAGGAUACAUGUAUCUCCUGUGUAAUCUCCUAUGCAUUUGAAAUACUGCCUUUUUACGUUGAUUGAAUUGCAGUGUGGCUGUGUUAGCAAGUCAUAGUAAACCAUAGUUUAGUGUGACCUAAACAGAUGUGAGCUUCAGGGAGCCUUGGGUGAGCACAUAGUCCUUGACUCUUCUCAGACAGCUAAGAUUAGGAAUUAAUAAGCUUUCAUUUCUGUUUUUUAUUAACUACAAUGUUCUGUGUCCUCCAGACUUGGAACUGUAGUUAGGCAAUCUUAACUUUAUUUAGUUUGACUGAACCAGCUUUAGUAACAGCAGUUUGAAGCCAGCUUGUUUCAAACGUUAAUGAAAAUCAGAGUGUACAGUUCUGGUUGCCUCACCAGCAAAAGGAUGCUGUAUAGCUGGAAAUGGUUUGGAAAAGGGCAACUAAACUGAUCGAGGGGAAAGAUAAAGUACAAGUGGGAGAGAGUGCUGUUGUGCCCAGUCUUGCUUUCAGGCUUCCCAUAGUUGUCUGGUUAGCCACUGUGAGAACACUCGGGUACCUCGGGUUACAUACGCUUCAGGUUACAGACUCCACUAACCCAAAAAUAGUACCUGAGGUUAAGAACUUUGCUUCAGGAUGAGAAUAGAAAUCGCAUGGCGGUGGCGCAGCAGCAGGAGGCCCCAUUAGCUAAAGUGGUGCUUCAGGUUAAGAACAGUUUCAGGUUAAGAACGGAUCUCCAGAACGAAUUAAGUACGUAACCAGAGGUACCACUGUACUAGACUAGAUUGGCCACUGGGCUGAUCCAGCAGGCUCUUACGUUUGCCUGCCUAGACAAGCCACAGUUAAGCAAACUUCUUUGUCUCCUUCUGGCUACAAGGAACUAGGAAAGGGGAGCACCUGAGCCCGAGACUUGCUGUGACUCAUUUCUACUUGUUCACAUUCCACUAAACUAUGGCUUAGUUUUUGCAUGGCAUGCAAUCAUAGCCCGUGACUUCCUGCUACAAUUGUUCCUACUAGAAUGCCAUCUGACACUUUUCAUAUGCAGAGCUCUGCUGAGAGAUGUUUUAAUAAAAACUAAGCAGAUUUGCCACAAGCAAUUUAGAAAACAAUAAUUUAGAAGGCUUCUGAUCACAUGGAGUUAAUUGAAGAAACUGGAACCUCUCAAUAUUUAUACUGACAUUUCUUGGAUCAAUAAAAAUGUGAUCUAGCCUCCUUGCCACAUUUCUAAUGUAUAUAGAGGUUCCACUUCUUUUCCUGACAGUCUGUGCUUUUAUAUAGCGUUUAUGACCCAACAUAUAUAACUGUUGUUUAUUGAUUUAAAACAUUUUAUCCCAUUCUUCGGCCUGAAAAAAUCUCAGAGCAGCUUAUGAAGAUUAAAAACAAGAUAGUCCCUGCCCUCAGGCUUACAAUCUACAAAACACACACAAAAGAAAAGGGGAUUGGGAAGGAGGUGUUGUGCGGCUCAGCAACCUUUGACACAAGCUCUUUACAAAAUUCAGCAGGUCAUGGAGCUGCAUCUAAGCACAGUGGGAGGGCUGCUGAUUGCUUACUUUCUGGUGUUCUUAGCAGUGUUGUUGUUGUUGUUUAGUCAUUUUGUUGUCUCCAACUCUUCGUGACCCCAUGGACCAGAGCACACCAGACACUCCUGUCUUCCCUGCCUCCCGCAGUUUGGUCAAACUCAUGCUGGUCGCUUCGAGAACACUGUCCAACCAUCUCGUCCUCUGUCGUCCCCUUCUCCUUGUGCCCUCCAUCUUUCCCAACAUCAGGGUCUUUUCCAGGGAGUCUUCUCUUCUCAUGAGCUGGCCAAAGUAUUGGAGCCUCAGCUUCAAGAUCUGUCCUUCCAGUGAGCACUCAGGGCUGAUUUCCUUAAGAAUGGAGAGGUUUGAUCUUCUUGCAGUCCAUGGGACUCUCAAGAGUCUCCUCCAGCACCAUAAUUCAAAAGCAUCAAUUCUUCGGCGAUCAGCCUUCUUUAUGGUGUUCUUAGCAGUAACAGUUGGUAAAUGACAUUAGAACCAAGCACGAUGGAGGGUCUUGACAAAAAGGAAUUUAUUAGGGGCAUUUUUUUUCUUGAGUGGAGAAGAGAUGAUUCAGUAAAAUACUCCUGCUGAAUAUCUGCAGCUGUUUAAAAUACAAAGGCUCUGCUCAGGAAAAAGAUGGAUACCCUAACAGCACAAUCAUCUUAUUCAGAAGUUCUAUUGAGUUCAAUAAUGUUUAUUCCCAAGUAAGUGUUCGUUGAAUUUCACUGUUGAAUUUAUCUUUUAAAGCAGUGGUGGGCAUGCCAGAUUUGGCCUAUGAGUCCAUUUUCUCUAAACAUUGCUCACCUCCCUCAUACCUGACACUCUGUGAUAUAGAGGGUGGGGAGGUAGAGACUGGGCUCUCAGUUCCAUGGGAGAAGGAGCAAGGGUGGAAUGAGAAGCAAGAGAACUUGGUGUCAGUGAGGCAAACAAUUAUAUAUCUGGGAAGUUCCCUAUUCAUAUGAGGAUUUGUUUUGAGAAUUACCUUCGCAUUUGUCGUUGAUUUAUAUGUAACACCAAACAGUAGUUUGCUGCUAUAUGAAAGAACCCUCAGCUCACACACUCCUUGCCCCUACAGUGGUGCCCCGCAAGCCGAAUGCCUCACAAGACAAAAAACCCACUAGACGAAAGGGUUUUCCGUUUUCGAUGCGCUUCGCAAGACGAAUUUCCCUAUGGGCUUGCUUCGCAAAACGAAAAAGUCUUGCGAGUCUUGCGAUUUUUUUCGCUUUUUCCUCCCUUUUUCUAAGCCGCUAAUAGCCUUUUAGCCGCUAAGCCUUUAAUAGCCGCUAAACCGCUAAUAGCGCUAAGCCGCUAAGCCGCUAAUAGGGUUGCUUCGCAAGACGAAAAAACCGCUAGACAAAGAGACUCGCGGAACGGAUUAAUUUCGUCUUGCGAGGCACCCCUGUAGUAUGCUCUGAUUUUUCCUUUCAUUUCAAAACAGUGCUAUUGCAUCCAAAACAGGCAAACCAUAGUUUCCCCUACAAACCAGAAUUGCUAAUAUCUUUCAAGCUAUGUUCUGCACUCCUAGGUUGUGAGCAUACUAUGCUUUGCCCAGUUUGGAUAUAAUGAAAAAGUAGGGUUUUUAAAAAAUACAUUUUUUGAAUUAUCUCCGCAUAAGCUCUAGAACAGGGAACAUUUGGUCAUUCAGAUUCCAUCUUCCAUCAGCCCCAGACAGUCAGGGAUGAUGAGAGAUGUAGUCCAGCAACAUUUGCAGGGCCACAGGUUUGCCACCCAUGCAUUAGAGAGGCUAGAGUUUUAAACUCACUGAUGCAUCUUUCUGAAAUAUUUUGAAUCUUUAUUUUAUUUUAAAAUUUUGGUUGGCUAUAGAUGACAUGCAAAUGAUGCUAACUAUAUGCAGCCAAAAUGUGAAAUUGAGUUUGGGCUCUGUGAAAAUUAAUAAAUAAGUGCCCAGUUAAACAGAAUUUACAGAAAUGAGAUCUCACCAGAGCCACUAAAAAUAGUCUUCCAACACUACCCUGUCUAUUAACUGGAAAAUUGCAUUUCCUCAUAAUCCUGUGAGCGACUUUAUCUUCUUUUUGAUUUUUACACAAAAGGGGCUUCAUUUUUAAAAACUCACAGUUGUUCCCCCAGCCCACCCCAAUGCCCCAAGAUGUUAGGCUGAUACAUUAUUAUGUGCUUAUUAGAGUAACAGCUGGAUAUAUAGCUUACUCUCAAAAUAAAGUGUUAUUUUAGUGAAACUGGUUCUUUCUUUGGAAAAUUAUUCUAAAACCUCUCAAUUAAACCCCAUAUUUAAUCAGCAGGGUAUGUUGGCAGAAGACAACUGCUGACAUGUAGUGAAUUCUUCUAAUUUGCUAAAUUAUUCUAAAUAAUUGACAGUACAUUUAACUUCUUAACAACAUGGAGUUCACUUUUCUGCAGAAACCCUGUGGUGCUAAAUUCUUUAUUUCCCCCAGUUCUGCAGAAUUCUCAGCGAUUAAUUGAAAAGUUUGAACAGUUUUCAGUCAGGGUUUUGUUUUUUCCCUACUUUGAAAAUGUUUAAAAUGGUUUUCAAAACAUGAUGUAUAUUUUCUGAAGACAGUGUGAGACCCUGAAGAGGGUGGAAUCUUGCAUGCAAAAAAUUUGCACAUCAAAGUGCUUGUUAGUUCUGGUGCAGGAAGGCUUGCCAUUUACAUGGUUGGAACUGGUCAAAGCGUGUUGGAAGCCACUUGACAUAGCUUUCCAUGUGGUGCAGUAGAACUGCAUUUGCAAUAGAACUGGUUCUGCAUGUGCAUUGCUGCAUGUGUAAUUUGGACCUUUGUUUCCUUGGGACAGUUGUGGCAUUCUUUAGUGAGACAGGCUACCAACAACAAUGGUAAGGCCCACCAUUAUAUACUGGUCUUAGAAACCAUAUGGAUUUGUUCAUGGUAUAGUAGUCAGAUUCACCUUCAGUUGUUGACAGCAUCUUGUAGACGUAGCUGAUGUUUUAGUUAGCAGGUGGCUAUCUCAAAUGAUAAUAACAAUUAAGAACGGAUGAAUGGAAGGGCUUGUUCCUUUUGUGGGGGAUGCUGGGAUCUAGCAAAAGUUCCCCACAGAAGGUAGAGAGCAGGAAAUUGAUUUUUACCAAGUACCCCUGAACCCCACAGUGCCAGAGAGUUCUCCAACCUCCCAGAGCAGCUUUUUAGGCAGCAGAGGGAAGAUGGAAUUGGCAAAAGUUGCCUUUCCAGCACAGGUGGAACUCAGCUGAGCCCAAGUCUCAAAUAUCAUCCAAUCCAAUUACUCUGAACAACAUAAAACAUCUCUACCCUAUAUUUUCAUUCUCUGGAAUAGUAAAGUUUAAGUCAAUCUUGAGAACUUCAUAUGAGAUAGCUAUAAGUAAUUCCAGACAAAAUGAACAUUUUGUCUUUAUUAUUCCCUGAGAUGGCAUCAUUUGAUGCUUCUCAAAAGGAAAUACUGCUCACAGGACACUUCAGCUUCCUAGAAGGUAACACAUUAGCUCAGUCUCAUGGAAAUCUCAGGCCCAGUUUUUUAAUUUAUAGCUAGUUGGGGGUCUGAAAAUAUAAUGAAAAGUCGAUUUACCCAAUACAAAGCAAUCCUUGCCAAGGAAGGCUGGUCACAGCAGUACAGUGGAGGGCAGAGAGGGCUCUGUGCUUUUCUGGACCUAGGUGUGCAAGCAGAGCUGGCUGCUCCAACCUGGCUCCAGGUAAGUAAGAGCAUGUGCAGACUUCCAUAUCUUGUCUUUCUACAUGUGAUCAGACAGCAAGUGUUAGGAUAUUUCCGUUCCACCUUAAAAGGGAGCAGGCUUUGUGAGUCACAGAGUCUGCGUAUUUCCUGUUCACAGGAAGUUUAUGUUUUGUCUAUUGCUUUCGUUUCUCUCUCUGUGCCUGAGACACCAAACGGCAUAACUCUGUAUUCAUAGGUGCCCAGCGGCGUGAACAUGGCCGUCUUCCACUCGUCACCUUCCCUCAUGCGUAUGAGAUUGUAGGCUCCGCGUAGAUCCAACUUGGUGAAGAUCCUCCCCUUCCUCACCGUCGCGAGCAGGUCGUCAAUCUUGGGCAUGGGGAAAGCCUUGGGUUUUGUCAUCGAGUUUAUGGCCCUAUAGUCCACAAUGAGUCGUUUUUGGGGCGUGUCCUUCUUCUUCACAAAAACACAGGACUGCCCCCACUGCCUUGGAUUCUCGGAUGAAUCCCGCUUCAAAUUGUGAUCUAUGAACUCCCUGAGCUCCUGCAUCUCAUCUUCAGACAUGGAAUACAGCUUCGCAGUCGGUAGCGUUGCCCCUGGUAAGAGGUCAAUUGCACAGUCGUAGGGCCUGUGGGGUGGUAAUUGGUCAGCUUCCUUCUCGCAGAAGACCUCCAAAAAUCCCUUGUAUUUGUGGGGCACUGCCUGCACCAUGCCUAGAUGCAGCUGUUGCCCUUCCUCCCGGCCCUCCUCGUCCUCACCAAUCUGGAUGCAAUGUUGUGCACAGUAGGACGAGCCAAAGGUGAGCUGCCGCUGGUACCACGCCAAGGAUGGACUGUGUCUAUCCAGCCAACUCAUGCCUAGCACUAUGGGCGUGUCUGACAGUUGGGUGACAUUGAAACUGAUGACCUCGCGAUGAUUCCCAAUUUUCAGCAGCAUGGAUGGCGUCUGUUGUACCACUUGCCCACCCAGCAACUUCCUGCCAUCUACAGUGACCACAUUCAGAGGCAGCGUGGCUGGUAGUAGCGCUAUGCGAUGCUGCUUGACGAACUGCACCCCCACGAAGUCAGCGUUGCUCCCUGAGUCAAUCGUAAUGGGGACUUCCAGGGUGAGUCCAUUAGGCAGCUGGAGAGUAGCAGUGAGCUGCACCACUGGCUUAGGUGGUAAGGGGUCUGUAGGCUGCAAAAGCGCUGGGGACUGCUUCAUUGACGUGCCUGGUGGAGCCCCAGCGUCUCUCCCUCCAACCAGGCAUUCUCGUUUCCCUGAAACUGCUCCCCUUGGAAAGCUCCCCUGUUACUGUUGCUAAGGCUGCAGUGUGCUUCUGGAGCCUCUGGGGACACUCUUUAGCCAUGUGCCGUGCACUGUCACAGAUGUAACACUUCCUGGUCCCUCUAGGAGGCUUCGCUUUGACUGCUCCUGACGCUGAGGCUCCGGCAGCUGUCUGAGCCUUUGCACCACCCAGUUCCAUCUGUUCUUCCCCUCUGCCAGGACAGGCGAAAGGCGUGAACGUUCCAAGUCCCUAGAAGGAAAAGGAGGCGCUCUAGCUGGUGGGCGGACGUGACGCCCCUCCUCCCUGUGCCAAGGGCGGUCUUCUUGGCGCACCCCUAUCGUGAGUGCCCUCUGCACGACGUCUGCUAGGGUUUGAGGUCUGUCUCCCUAGCCAGCUCAUCUUUCACUGAGCCGUGUAGCCCUUCCCAAAACAAGUCCCUUACUGCCAGGGAGUCCUUUUCCCAGCCCAGCACAUUCAGCAAUGCAAAAAAGCGAGAAUGGUACUGACGCACUGUAGCCUUGCCCUGCCGCAAUCCAUGCAUCUCCUGACGUGCCACAUCAACGUCAACAGUAGAUUGGAAGCAAGCGUCCAUGGCUUUGAGAAAUUCAUCAGAGUCCCUGCGUGCAAGACCAUCUUCGCGCCAUAAAUUGCGUAACCAAUUCCUUGCUUCCCCAUGCAAAUGGGACACAAUGAACCCCACUUUUUCCUCCUCAUCCUUGAAGUCCUUUCGAAGUAAAUGCAGUGCAUAUACGACGUCUGCUCUGAAAUUGGGAUAAUGCUUCAGGUUCCCAUCGAAGUGGGCUACUAAAUUGCCCCCUUCGUCCCAGUCCGAUUCCCUCUGAUCUGGACCCCGGGAACCCCUCUCUGCACGCCCGAUCCCACCUGGCUUGCAGAUCCUGGCAUCGCGCUUCUGCUUCUGCAACUGUCUUCUGAGAAACCACGACGGCAGUGGAGAGCUCGGUGACUGCGUUUUGCAGGGACGCUAUCUGCUCCUCAGUAGUCAUUGCUGCCAAACUCGUGAGCUGUGCAAAAAAAAAUUUUUUGCUUUUGAGACGGGACUUACUGUCAAGGCUGCCUCAAGUCUUAGCUCACAAAAGACCAACGCCUACGUCUUCUUGAAUACAAAGGUGUUUAUUGCAGUUCAUGGUUUGCUUGACAUCUUAGGCGCGCAGCCUUACGUCUCUUACGCUAGACCGCCGAAGUCCCGUCUGAGUCAGUCCCUCCUCUGCACCAAUUUAAGAGACUUGCGCUGCUCCACCUCUUUCUCUCCUUCCUUUUCCGCAGGGUCUUUCUGCCCCUGGGGUUUGCCCCCUUCUGGAUUCCUCUGACGCGGAAUCAGACUGCUGCUCCCCCUCCUGCGGGCUUUGGGACCUGGCCCCUCCUCCGGGCUCCCUGCACUUCCGCGCGCCUCUACAUUUGAACUAGGCGCGCGCGCCAAACCUCUAACUUUCCUUUUGACAGUUACACUGCUCCCUUCACUGCGCCCCCCCCUUCCGGGAGGGCUGCUUGCUCUGACCCCCCUCCUCUCUCUGCUGCUGGAGCUCCUUCCUCUGACACACUGGAAACUCCACCCCCUUCGCUGCACUUUGGUGGGGAGGCUGGUCCUGACGCCCAGCUGCCACUUUGGGAUCCUCCGCUGGCACCCUGCUCCUGACAUUUCCCCCCUGGGGCUCCCCUGGCCCUGACCACCGGCGCCCCCUUCUGGGAAUCCUCUGAUUCGCUGGAAAGACUCAUGGAAUCCCUUGAGUCAUUGUCGUCCUCUUCCUCGCUGGCUUGGAAUUCCUCCCCUUCGCUCUCCAUCUCCUGCCUACCCUGUGCCUCUCUCUCUGAACCCCUGACAACCACGUUAUGUAUUUAAUUUUUAAUCUUUAAAUGUAUAUUUGAUGUUUUAAAAAUUGUGAACUUUGCAAGGUGAUUGACUUUUCUAAUAAGCAAAAGGACAGCUGUGAUUCUGUUUUCCUGGAUGUUGGAAAAUCAAAAAGAUGAAUAAGGCCAGCACAGCUGCCAGGUCAUGAAAAGCUAGCUCUGUGCUUUAUUGCACUAAAACAAAUGCAUGUUAGAAAUGUAAUUAACUAUAACAGUACAAGGGUGCAGUGUAUCAGCAUGAGGGUGUGGGACUUUGUAAAAAGGUUUAAGUCCUCACAACUUAUUAUAUCCCACUACCAUCUAGCAUUAAAAAACAAACAAAAACUGUUGCCCUUAAUCUCUAGCUGAGGGUCAUCCCAAAGCUAUGCUCAAUACCAGCCAGUUAAUCAAUCCUGAAAGCCAGCUUGCCUGGACUUGCAACUGCGUCUGCAAUCCUUGCUCACAGCUGGACACCCUUCUCCAUCUGAUAUAUUUUUUCUCUGUAUUCAGCUUGUUGCUUGAUAACCCAUAGAUUUCCUUUCGCCAGGAUAAGAAACAACAUAUGGCAAGGAAUACAGCUCCUGUGAGACCCCCACGUGCAUUGGACUUGUAGCGUAGCAGAGGGUAAGGCCAAGGGCUAAGUUUCAUUCGUGCCUCCUUGGUUUUAGAAAUGUCACGCUGUCAAGUGGUCUGUUGCUCAUGAAAGGAGGUUAUAAAAAUAAAAGCUGACCUAUAGAACAGCUAAGUAAAAAGCAUGCAUUCUUAAAGAAAUCCAGUGCAAGUUGCAUUCAUAUAUGAGUGAACCACAUUUCCAGUGAAGGUCUUAGAAUUUGGUUAUUUGAGGACCAAUCUACCUGUGAUGUUAAUCGCAUAGUUUGUCCAUCUUGGAUCCAUGAAUUUGCAUUCAGAAAUAGCCGCAAGGGUAUCCUGGUGUAGAUUAAGAUUCUAGGAUGGGAAAUGGGUGGAUUUAGCUGUCCCACCCCUCCUGCUGCAGUUCUGGUAUGGCCUGCUGCCUUUGCAAUUUGCAUGGGGAGGAAGGCUGCAGUUGGAGGGAAUGGGAGGUUUUCCCCCUUGCAAGUUGUCAGCAUAGAUCCCCAGUGCGCUUUGGGACUACAAGGGGGGUAAAGGGCUAAUGCCAUCCCACUUCCCACAUCAAUGCUCCCCAUUUGUUGGCUGUUUCCAAAAUACAAUGUGUGAACUCAAGGGCAAACCAUGUAUUUAACACGUAAAAAGGUAAAGGUAAAGGGACCCCUGACCAUUAGAUCCAGUCGCAGACGACUCUGGGGUUGCGGCACUCAUCUUGCUUUAUUGGCUGAGGGAGCCGGUGUACAGCUUCCAGGUCAUGUGGCCAGCAUGACUAAGCCGCUUCUGGCGAACCAGAGCAGCACACGGAAACGCCGUUUACCUUCCUGCCGGAGCGGUACCUAUUUAUCUACUUGCACUUUGAUGUCCUUUCGAACUGCUAGGUUGGCAGGAGCAGGGACCGAACAACGGGAGCUCACCCCAUCGUGGGGAUUCGAACCACUGACCUUCUGAUCAGCAAGCCCUAGGCUCUGUGGUUUAACCCACAGUGCCACCCGCCCAAAUGAUGCCAGUCCUUGGCUUUGAUGAUGAUUCUCACCUUGCUCUGCUCAGGUAGAUAGUUUUAUCCAAUUUUUAUGCUCUUUGACAAGAACACUGACUGUUUUAUGAAUUUUUUCAACAGAAGGGGUGGGAGUUUGAAUUCCCAUGGACGUCUGUGAGAGCCUCCUUAGUGAUUUCUUUGAUGCUUGAAUGGGUUUGUCCAAUAAAUUUAUAUAUUCCCAAGCUUCAUAAGGUUAUGAUAGAUUCAGUAACAGAUAUACCAGGUAGUGAUUUUUAUAACUGUAAUAUUGGUCUUUCCACAAUCUUGGCAUGCCCUUUUUAGACCUUGGAGGGGAUUUCUUUGCUGUUUGCAUUAGUACUAAUUGGAUACCGAGAUUCUACAGGUAGAUAAUGAAUCUAAAUAACUGGUUCUGCUGGGAAGUAUAUGAGGCUAUAGUUGACCCAUUAUUAUAUAUAUACAGAAUGAGCUAUAGUUCACCAGUACUUAGACAGCUUGAUUACCUACUACUGUAGUUUGUUUCUUAGCUCAUUCAAAGUCCUGGUUUUAAACAUCCAAAGAUCUAAACAGUAUCAGAACAGCGUUUCAGAAGAUCUCAGUUAAAAAUGAACUUGUUUGUUUUUGAGAUCAUUUAUAUAGAAAUCUGGCACUGGGUGUCCCCAACUUCUAAGGGGGAUGGCUUUUGGAGACAGGGCCUUCCCAGUUAUGGUGGCUCAUCCAUGGAAAUACCUUACACAUGGUGGUCACUUUGCACCAAAAUUGUUUACUUUUAGGUGUCGGAUAAAGAGUAUUCUGUUUGCCUGCCGGGACAUAGGAUGGGUUUUAAGUCGCUUUAGCUGUCCAAUUAUUUUAAAUUGCUUUUUUAUCUACCACUUGCUGAAACUUUGCUGCUCAUUUUGUUAAUUUGCUUCCUCUUAAUUUGACAUGGUUAUUGUUGCUGGUUUUGAAAAUGUUCCUGAACCAUGUUGAUUUUUUAAAAAUGAUAAAAAAAAUGAAAGACAGAACAGAAAUAUUUUACAUUUCCAGGAAUUUUUCCUGUGGGGCCUACAAGAGAAGGGAAAGAGAGAUUACUUUACAGCAUGUUUCUUCCUUGGUCCAAUAUUCAGAGCCGACUGUGAUUGAAAUAAGUUGUUAUGUGAAAUAUAUAUAACAGUGAACAACAACAAAAAUCCAUGCACAUUUAAAAAUUCCUUUUUAUUAAAUUCUUGUUGGGACAUUAAAUCAAUGUUGUGAUGUUUUUAUGAUCUCUAGAUACAGUCUGCUUCUUUUAUUCUGUGGGAUCGUUACAUUUGUUUAUUGAAAAAAGCAGUUCCUUCCUCUUAACAUGUCCCUUUAGGGAAGUUGUUGUAAACCUGCCGAGUUUAUCCAAGGCUGCCAACAUUUCAGGCUGACAGUUUCAGUGGGGCAUAUAAAUCUCAGGGCUAAAUUGAAAUCUGGGAUUAGCAUAGUCCUUGGGUUAGCACACAACAUUUUUUUUAAAGGUAGAACUAGAUGAUUUUUUGAAAGCUGCUUCAUCAGUUUUGCAUUACAAAGUAUAUUUAAUUAAUUAGCUAAAACUGGAUGCAUCAGCACAUUCUGCCAUCGCAUUGACAACAACCUGUACUUAUCCCCCCUCCCGUUUUUGAAUGGAAUGUUUGCCUGCAUUGGGUGUCCCCCUCCCCUGCAACACAUUUUGGGUUUAUCACAAAAUGUGUCCUUUGAACAUUCCUUAAUUAGGAGACUUGUGAUGAAUGUCAGACUAAUUCUAAAUUACUAGGGCUAUGCAGCACAUUAGGAAAUCAUAAAUAUUUACCAAGAUAUUUAUAUUCUGGAAGUUAAUGGGCUGCUUUAAAUUCUCAUUUAACAUAAAAAAUUACGGUGUCAGGACUGCAAAAAAAUUCGAUGAAACAAAAUGUUUGAAGUGUGGAGGGGAGGGGGGUAAGAAUUCAGGUUUAAUCAGGAGAGUCCAAUAAUUUAUGGGUUUGGGACCAUGAGAUGACAGGUAACUGUUCUUACAUGAUUAAUCAUCUAUCAAAAUUUGCUCUUUUUUAUUGUAGGUGGUGAUGUCAAACCUUUUACACCAGAAGAAGCCAGAGAAAUUGUGAUGUCUCUCCAGAAACCUGCAGUUUUCUGCAACAUGGCUUUUGAUUGGCCAGCACUUCACUGGAAUGCUAUAUAUCUUGCUAAGCUAUUGGCUGGAAAGAGAAUGCGUUUUCGAAUAGGAAUGAAGGACACGGGCACAGGUAGGGGAUGCUUAAAUGCAAUGUGCAGCCCUGUUCCACACUUCUCCUUACAUUUAUGUUUUUAUUUUAUUUUAAAGCAUUUGUCCCACAUGUCAGUCUAGAACAAAAUGACUCACAAUCAUAAUAAAAACCCUAAACAUGAAAAAAAAAUCUUAGAAUAACAAAUAAAACAUCAUUAAACACUGAACAAACAUAAAACCAACGGAACAUGCAAAAAUCAGCUGUUAAAUAUUUCCUGAUAAAGAUAAAUAAUUUUUGUCAUUUUUUUUUUUUUAAGCAUCUUAAGCACACAUAUCACCCCCAAGUAUUCUGGAAUAAAAUGGCUAAGAUUGUCUCGAAUGAAUAGUAGAAAGUAGGCCUAGCAUGCAUUCCUAAGGAGAGUUUGACAGAAUGAAUGCCAUCGUGUCUUGCUCUGUCAACGUCCAAAACUUAUGUCAGAUAGUGGUAGCAUUUAGGGCAAGAUCUUAAGCACACACAGGAAUUCUUAUUGGAGGAGCCAUUCACAAAAACAGAGGUGGGGAACUUGUGGCCCUCCGGGUGUCACUUAUAUCCAGCUUCCAUCAGCCCCAGCCAGCAGGGCAUUCAAUGGUCAGGAAUGAUGGGAGUCCAUUGAUAUCCUAUCAACCUACCCAUGCUCUGGUCAUGGAGUGGUAAACUUUUUUUGGCUCUAAAAACCAGAUCCUUAUGAGGAUCGCCCUCAUGGGCCAAAUUUGACGUCGCUCACAUGUCAUUUUUAUGAAGCCACAUGAUGGACAGUUGGCUUGUUCUGCCCACCUGUCAAAAUUCCUUGCACGGGUUUCCCAAGCUCCUGACUGCCAGCACAACGGGCACUGAAUAUUUAUGUAUGAUGAAUUUGCAUACAUGAAUAUACUUUGGUAUGUUUUGUGGUACAGCCACAAUGGCUGCAAAGAAAGAUGUCUUGUAGAGGUUCCAUAAAAACAUGCUGUAGCACAAUUAUGAAUAUAAAUAUACUGUACAUAAAGGACGGGUGCCUUUUCUUGUUGGGAUCACCAUGUUUUGGAGAGGUUUCUCCAUAAUAAGUGGAAUCCUUAUUAGGAAAGGAUUUUGUCCCCACUGAGCUAGAGUAACAGUGCUCCCCGCUUUGCCAGCACAGGCUGUUCAAGGAUUUGAAUGGUUAUUAGGGCACAGACCCAUGUGUGCAUUAAUUUAUACAUACAGGCAUAUCUGGAGAAAUUAAGGUUGUGAAUUUGUGAGAUCAGCACAUCAGCACUACACUUUGCCAAGGGAAAGGAGCAGGAGCUCUAGGGCUCAGACCCCUGGGCUAUCCCCUAACAAUGCACCUGUGUUGAGCUUUGGGGAGGAAACAGAUACCUGGUCAGAGCAGUCAGAACAGUUACCACACAGGGAGCAGGGUACCACGGCCCCUUUGCCAGAGUGUGUUGCAGCUUCAGUUAUUGGGCACAACAGUGUUGCUGGUUGGCUAUGGGGCAGCUGAGCCUGGCAGCCUCUGACCUCCAGGACUUCCUGCGGUUUGUUUGCUGGGGCUGAGCAGCCAAGAGGGCUUAAGCAGCUCAGUUGUGGUUAGAGGCAAUGGAUUAUUGACUAGCUGGCAACUGUUCCCUUCCCAAUACAAUGCCGCUUAUCAGUAUUAUAAAUAUUUUAUGCGGCUUCAUUGAUGCAAAAUCCUUUUAAAUUCUUUGAUUACUGAUGUUGUGCAAAGUAUUUAUAUAUUUUUAAAUGAAAAUCACCAAGAGUAAUAUACAUUUCAUCAUUUGUUCUCGAUUCACUGAGAUCAAUCAGAACUCUCCAGUAAUAGAAUACAUAUUAAUUUAUCUCCUAAAUAUUGUAACAAAUCUACCAUCCCCACAGCUUUGUGGCUGCCUGUGUGCUGCUACUGCUGGCAACUACAGGAAUGAAAAGGCAUCAGAGAUGGAACACCCAAUUCCCAAAAUAUAGCCACUUGCUGUUUAGGAGGGACAUGUUGCCUUUGGCACAAACUCCAGUGCUUUUUAAAGCAGAUGAGAGUCAUUUGUGAGCCUGACUCUCAGGUUACCUUGGGUGUCCUCACUGUUUGGAGACUUACCAAAUGACUGCACCUGCUUUCAUGUGCAUACCUCUGAGUGACUGACUAGACAUUUUUGAGUGUGAGUGAAUGAGGGUGGGCAAAGAAUGCUGCAAAUGCCCAAUCUUUAUAUCCUUUAGGCCUCUUUCUUAAAAACUGCAAAUGGGCUGAGAGGUGAAUAAUAAGGAAAGCACCAGUGCCAUCCAAUGGAUUUGGUAAUAAUCACCUGAUAACAACAGCAUUCAGUCCAUAGAGACAAACUCUACUCAGGAAGUGGUACUGAGGUCAAAGUCUUUCUGUACCUUUCCAUCCCUAACUUGAAAAAUCCCAUAUUAAGGCAAAACCCCACCACCACCACUUCUGUGUGUCUGGCAUAAUACCAUUGUAUGCUAAAUAGGUCAGAGGUAUCUUUGGGGAAACCCAUUACACACCCACUAGAAAGAUGUGUCUUUCUACAGCCAAGAAAAAGUAACCCUAGAAAAACAUGUGACAUAUGUAAUUGACGCAGUGUCUUUAUGUCAGUUCUUGAGAAGGACAUGACUGCCCCAUUGGUUCCUUUCCUUUCAUUUUAUUUUAGGUUAAUGAGCUGAUGUUUCCAAGAUAGCUGCAUUUUUCAGAUUUAGUUAUUCCAUUAUGAUCGACUGACUGUACUGGUGAUAGCUUUUAAUUAUUCACUAAGCGCCUAAUGAAUAAUUUUGUAUUUCUUGCUGAAUCAAAAAUAAAUUAAAUCGAAGUCUCUGCAUUGGGGAUAAUGGAACCAGCUAUACAGCUUUUUGCCUUUUCCAUUAAUAGUGAGGAUUUUUCCAAUAAACUAUCCAAGUGAGAGAUGUUUCUUGAUUUUUUCCAAAUAUUUGCCUUGCUUAUCUCAGAAAGAACCAGAGUUAUAUGAGAAUAUUGUCCUUGCCAAAUUAAUUCAUGUAUCUGAAUGUCCUUCAAUAGUCAUAUAUAUCUUUGUGGGGUAAUAUCCCCUUAAUCAGCUCAUAUUUUCACAAAGUGAUGUGUCUUGCAUUCAUGGUUCUACAUCGAUAACAAGCAGUGAACUGUAGUAGAGGGGAGAAAAUGAAUGCAACUAAUCUAAAGGCUGAUAUCAUACAUAGCCCAGAUCCAUAACUUACAAAUUUGGUGCAACACAGGAAUAACCCCCAAUCCUUUUGUGGGGGUUGUGAAGGUGAAUCACAUGAAUGAGGCCUUUUCUCAUAGGCCAUUUCCCCCCACAUUAAAGGUUAUGUGUGUGGUAAGUUUCCCGCUGCUGCCCUGUCUUAUGUACCCUGUACACCCAGGGCAUAUCUGAACCAAGCUAAAAUAUAAUGCCAAGGCAGGGAACCUGUGGUUCUACACAUUAUCAUUUUGUAUUAAAUUUCUAUUCCACUCUUCAUCUGAGCAGCUUGCAGUUCAAAACAAACACAUACACACAAAAUAAUUAUGUAGUAACAAACAAAACCCAUACCCUACCACACACAAUUUAUAAGGUCACAUAGAUUGUUUAAUUAGUCAAAGGCCUGGGAGAAGACAAAUUUUUUACCUGGUGCCUAAAUAUAUGUAGCAAAGGUAUUAGGCGAGCCUCCCUGGGCAAAGCAUUCCACAAUGUUGGGGAAUACAGCUUCCAUCAUCCCUGCCCGUUAGCCUUGCUUACUGUGGCUGAUGGGAGCUGGAGCCUUACUUCGCCGGGGGGGGGGGUCACUAGUCCCCAUCCCUUGUUUGCUAGAAACCGCAUGUGCACAAUUUUAUUAUUUAAGGUAUAGUUAUGAUUUCUGAAGAAGGUCUUAGUACAGCACCAAGCCAAUUUCUGUAUUGCUGAUCACCAGGUUUGUCUUACAUUCUUAGCCAAUAAACCUUACAGUGAACUGAAGGCGGGGGGGAGAGAAACUGAUAUCCAAGCUGGCCAUAUAGAAAACUACAACAAUAAGUUUUGUUCUUUUGCCUGAAGGAAAUUAGAACAAAUGUAUGAGCUUGUGAUGGUAGCAAUUCCCAUGCAGUCAGAGCAAUGAAGAAUGAAUGCCCUCGGAGCACUGACUUGCUUGUAAGAAUGAAAGGCGUCCAUAUUUAAGCAGCUGUAGAAGAGUACUGGAAUGAAGGCUAAAUGAUUGUUCUGUCAUUGCCAUUCAUGCAGUCCUUUGCAAUUUGCUUUCCUCAAUAAUAAUGGUUUCGGUCCAGUAUAUAAUUUCAUAUAUUACGGUGGUUUUUUUGGUGCAAGGACAAGCUCUGAUGAGAAAUGAAGGUUUCUGAUUAGCCACAGGAAAUAUGUGACACAGUGCAAGAUAGAAUACCGCAGCCUUUAGUCCCGUGUGGUAUGAUGAAAAAUUGUGACUGAAUUUGCCAGAAACAAGAUGUAGAAAUUGAUUCCAUACAAAUGUACGUUUUUUAAUGUGCUGCCUAACUACCCUCUUCCCCAUUCCCAGUGCAUAUAAUAUAAUAUAAUAUAAUAUAAUAUAAUAUAAUAUAAUAUAAUACAAUGCAAAACUAUAUGGCUGAGGUGGCCCUCCAGAUGUUGUUGGACUACAACUCUCAUCAUUGCUGAUCAUUGUCCCUACUAGAUGGCACUGAUGGGAGUAAGGCUGUGUUCACGUUAGUGACUUGAAUCGUUGUGAGGUUGUAACCCUUCCCCGGCAUUUCCAAGUUGCUUUCUCAUGCCGCUGUUCACAUCAAGGCAGGGAUAGGAAUGUUUUUGCCCAGUUGUUUCUUUCCUAAAGUUGGUGCAGCUUCCAUCUGUGCAUGCACCCCCAUCUAUGCAUGCAAAGAUGAACGGUUCACACUGCAACAGAAUGGCAGUGCCUUUGAAUCACAUGGAAGGCAGUUGGCCUCAAAUGAAACCAAAGAAUAUAUGCUGCUAGUGCCAGCCCUUCAUUUUGGUGCUUAUGGUCCUACACACACACACACACAGAGAGAGAGAGAGAGAGAGAGAGAGAGAGAGAGAGAGAGAGAUUUCAUAAUAUAUUUUGGGCCCUCAUUGAAAGCCAUGAUGGUCAUCCUGUUUUCUUUUCCUGUUGAACAGCUCCUUUAUCUUUCCAAUAAAGGAUUCCUGCUCUGUGAAUAUACCUUUUGAAGAACUACUUUGAAAGAAUUGUUUUGGCACUCCAAUGAAACUGUCUGUGUCACUAAUAGCAUUUUGAAAAGAAAGGCCAUUCUUGUUUUCAUUCUGUUAACUGCCCUUAUGUGCUCACAAUUAAGGUAUAACCUUUUGGAAAAAGACAUGAAACCAGUAAAUUCAGACUGGCUGUAAGAAAAGUGAUAAAAUAGCAAGCCAGUUGCAAGAGGUUAUGCAGAGGGUUUAAAAAAAUUUAAAAUAUCUUACCAGUUUCUAAAUCACACUCUGCCUUUUGAGCUUCAGAGGGAAUAGAAAUAGUAACAUUCCAAACGUAUUAGGGCAAUACCAUUUAUUAGGCCAACCGAAAUGUCACAAAAUAGCAUGUGACCUUUUGAGUCCUCCAGAAUGCUUCAUUAAGCUAGAUGGUAAACAGAGCAAGGGGGAAGGAAACAAGUUGGCUGAGGGUGAAGCCAUGGAGCCCGAAUCUGGUCACAAGAUGGCAAGUGGGAGGAACUAGCAGAUUCUCACUCAUACAUGCAUAUGUACAAAAUUUUAUUUGUAUGCCGCCUUCCCAUAGUUCAAACCAUUCUCAAGGCGGCUUACAACAUGAAAAAAUACGUAUCUGCAAGACUGGAGCGAAUGAAGAACAUGGGCUAUUUUCAGUGUGGACUAACAUUCAGUUAGGCAGUAGUCAAUGUUUUCUUCUCUAGGCAAAAAGGCAAGGCUGUCUGCCUGCCUCUCUAUUUAUGUACUCCACAAGUAUUCAAAUCCCCACAUGCUGAAAUGUUGACAUGAUUGACAGUGUACAAGCCCAGCACUGUUCAAAUCCUGACACCUUAAACAGCUCCAUUUGCAAGCUUAACAAUAUGUUGCUGAUCACUGCUGUAGGGAAAAGAAAUAUUUCUUAGAAAGAUGAGUUAGUUGCUACUAGUUGAAAAUGAGUCCCAGAUCAUAUGUUUAAAAAUCCACCCCACAAAAUAGACCCACACAGGAGAAGUAAUAUAUGAACUGGGGCUUCUCUGCUAACACCAGAAGCCUCUUUGAACUUGAUUCCUUUCAGAAAAGUACAGUGGUACCUCGCGUUAAGAACUUAAUUUGUUCUGGAGGUCCGUUCUUAACCUGGAACUGUUCUUAACCUGAGGUACCACUAGCUACUGGGGCCUCCCGCUGCCUCCGCCGCGCAAUUUCUGUUCUCAUCCUGAAGCAAAGUUCUUAACCUGAGGUACUAUUUCUGGGUUAGCGGAGUCUAUAACCUGAAGUGUCUGUAACCUGAAGUGUCUCUAACCCGAUGUACCACUGUAUCUGGCUACCACGUUGUAUGGGUUAAUUUGGUGUUUCCCAAACAUUAGCUCCAGCCGCAUGGCAACCUUAUUUUGAAAUAAACGAAAAUUUCAAAAGCGGUUUGUGACAAUGCAAAGAAAGAAGUCAGUUCAAAGUAAGAGGGUAGGAUAUAGAUGGGAGUGUCCAAUUGCUUUGGAUACCAGAAGCUCUUUGGGACCCAGUCAGAAACCAAGUUUGGAGAAUUAUAACUCGAUUCAAUAAGGGCAUAAAGCUGCUCUGCUUCUCCCUUUGCAGUGCAAGCAAACAAGACAUGAUGUAUUCAGCUAUCCAUCGUUUCCCAGUUUGCUUGAGAUGGAAAACUAUGGUUAAUUGCAGGCUUCUGUAACACACAAAGGGAGGACAGAAGGGGCUGCUUGUGUGGGGGAAAGGUGCAUUCAUUUCUCAUUUCACUGAGCCAGGAUUUGAUUUUCUAAACUCUCCCAGAGUCUUCUGAGAAGUGGAAUAUUUAAAAAAGCACAAUGCUUCUGGAUCGCCAGCCUUACACAUUUUAAGAUUAGGGGCUGUGGACCUUAGCAUGGAUCAGGGCCCCUGUUCCUUAAAGCAGUUGUGUGUUUACAUGUCCUAAGACAUUUUCCCCUGAAAAGGUACUUUUUCAGAAAGGGAAACCUAGGAAGCUGAGGCCUCUAGAUACACGAACCCUUCUAGUUAUACAAACAACAGAGUAAAAUUCAGAGUGACCAUCAAUCCUAAGCAAUUAGUCAUAGAGUUUGUCAUUUGUGCUGCAUUUCAUCUGAGACAUUCAAGCUGCUGUAAUUUCAUUUGUGGCUUUAUAUUGCAUUUAACCAGCAGUCUGAGCUGAGACACAAAAGUUAUUGUUUUAUCUACUAAACUGCCUCGCUCCAUAUCUAUUCUUUAUUAUUGGCAUUGUGUUCAGUGUGCAUGUAAUGCUGUCUCUGCUUAUAUUGCUUUAGCUCCUCUGUUUGAAACGGAAUGCAGCUACGUGAAAGCUACACUUGAAGAGUUUCUGGCCUGGAGUGGGAAACAGCCAUCGCGCUCCUGUGGACCAUUCAGUGGUUAUGAGUUGUGUAAAUACUGGACUUACGCUGACUAUAAGUAUAUUGCUAGGCUAUUUGAAGACAAGCCAGAAAAUUUCCAGGUGCGUUAUUAACCUCUUCUUGUCCUUUUCAUGUUGAAACUAUACAGAAACACCUAGGGAAUCUUCUGGUUCUUACACAGCCAGUAACUAGUGUAGCAUACUGUAAUUUUUAUUUCAUUUAUCAUGUUUUUAGCCAGCUUUUCCUUCAAGGAGCUCAAGAUAGUGUAGGUAAAGGUAAAGGACCCCUGGAUGGUUACGUCCAGUCAAAGACGACUACGAGGUUGCAGUGCUCAUCUCACUUUCAGGCUGAGGGAGCUGGCAUUUGUCCACAGAUAGCUUUCUGGGUCAUGUGGCCAGCAUGACUAAACCACUUCAGACGCAACGGAACACCAUGAUGGAAACACCAUUUACCUUCCCGCUGCAGCAGUACCUAUUUAUCUACUUGCACUGGUGUGCUUUCAAACUGCUAGGUUGGCAGGAGCUGGGACACCCCAUCACAGGGAUUCCAACCCCCAACCUUCUGAUCGGCAAGCCCAAGAGGCUCAGUGGUUUAGAGAACAGCGCCACUUGUGUGCUUUUCCUUCAAAGAGCUCAAGAUAGUGUAUAUUGUUGUUACUGCUCAGCCUUCAUUUGGCCCCUGUGAAGAUUUUGCUAGGAGGUAAUCACGAGGCCAAAAUCUCCAAGUAAGCAUCAUUAUUAAGUGGGAAUUUGAAUCUGGUUCUUUCUGGUCUAAGUAUGACACUCCAACCCCUACACCACGCUUGCUGUGAACUGGGAAGUCUGUGUUUCAAAUCUCACCACCAUGACCUCACUAGAUGGCCUCCAAGCUGCUAUUUUUCUCAUGUUUAAUCUCCCUCAGCAGCAAAUAAGGAUAAUAUUGCUUGACCUGCCUUAUAGGGUUGCUGUAAAAUUGUAUGUGAAGCUCUUUGAAAGGUCAAAAACACAGUAUAAAGGCUAAGUAUCAUUAGAGCUUAUGGAGAGAUGAAGUAUCAAGGUGUUUUUUUAAAAUAAUAAUAAUAAUAAUAAUAAUAAAGAAAUAUAGUUACAGAUUUGCCUGACCAAAUAGUCAGGAUUGGGGUGCCAUUGACUUGUUUGUAUAACUAUGUGUUUUUGGUCUUCGUUACACUGUAUGCAUAAGUAAGAGUUUGAUGUGGGGGUAGGGAAUAUUCACAAAUAUACAUAUAGGUGCGCUUAGGGUUGUAUCCAGCAUUGCAGUUCUGCUCACACCACAGACUUCUCCUUGUGCAAUGGAACUUUCCUCUCCUCCCUCCUGCAACCCCCCGCACAAAAAAGUCUGUGGUGGAACAGAAACCUCAAUGUGCCCAGGGAUAUUGGACUGAAUUCUGUUUAUGGGUGCCUGUUGCCUCUUCCUGGUUUAAGCAAUCAUGCAUUCUUUUGAAGGCUUGAAUAGGCCUAUGAUGAGGCCAAAAGCUCAUUCAGUCAUGGCAUGAAGCCCCAUUUAAAAGUCCAGACCAGAUACCAAGAAAGACUUCUUAGCCAUGGAUGGGUUUUCUUAUAAGUUCCCAUCUGUAUCUGCUGUUUAUUUUAGGUUUUAUUUAGAUAGUUUUCUAAGGUGAUUUGAAGGGUACGAGAAGGCCAUCUACCCUUUUUUUAUUUAUAGUGAUUAAUAGGGCCAUUUAGAAGUUGUUUGAAAUUUAGAUUGUGCUGUUUAUCAUUUACAGUUGUGUGACUUAAGGUAAUGAUUCCAUUAUUUUAAUGUAUGAGCGGUAUCUCACAUCAUCCAGGAUUUUUUUUGUUCACUUGAUAUUACAUUAUAGAAUUUUGAGAUAUAAAUCAUAGGCAAGAUAUAUACAUGAAGCUUAAAUAGAAAUAAGUCCUCUUAAAGUGACAUAUGGGUAUAUUAGCUCUAUUGUAAGCAGCAAGCAAAAUAAAUGUAAUUCAGAAGGUAAUGUGCCAUCUGUUAUGGUUGGGAUACUUAUAAAAUGCAUUUCUUUUAGCUGUGGAUCUUUUUACUGUAAAAGAAAGAGCAGCCCAUUGUGCCAAGAUUUCAGUACUUAGCAAUUUCUUUUCAGUUCAUUGGAUAAAAACUAUUUUUCCCAUAAUCAUGUCAGGUAUUUACUGAGACUGCGGCAUUUUUUAAAAAAAGAACCCUCUUUUAAAAAUCUAAUAUUGAUUAAGCUCGCUCUCUUUCUUCUUAAGUUGUGGCAGAAUUCAGAAAGUAUUUAGGUGUGAGAUUAAAGUAUAGGAAUGGUUAUUACCCUUAACUUUAUCACUGAAAUACUUGUAUUGGAUUUUAAAUUUUAUGACUGUGGAAAGCUUAGAGCACCACUUUUUCCUUUGCGGCUUCUUGAAGCUUCUGACAAAUGUUUGUAUUAGGCUUUAGUAUUUCUUUCUGUAAAUCAAGUAACCCCCUACUGUUCUUUCAUUCAUCUGGAACCUUAUCAUUCACCUUGACGAUUCCCAAGGAUUGAAUCUCAGAAAAAGAUGUGCUAUCUUCUAGGGAGUUAGGAUUUACUGAAUGUUUCUAGUAUGCAAAAGCUUGGACUACUAUUCAUUUAUUUCAAGAUUUCUAAGCCACCUUUCAAAAUGUAACAUUUCCCCAGAAUGGCAUAUGGUCACCAAAUUUUGAAAUUGCAUCUGUGUUCAACAACCGUGGUGAGGCACUAGAUCUGGCCAGUAGGACACAUCCUUACUUCACCUACCUCACACUGGCUAACUUUGACAGGCGAGCAGGACCUAGUGCAACCAAUCCCCUUGGAGCUCUCUGACAGUGGCGAUCAGCUGUCAAUAAGCCCUGCUUGCCAAGAAACAAUCAGGAGUGCACUUGAAGCUCCCAGUCUUACCACGUCUUUGCUUGGCUCAUGCCUGAUGCCACACAUCGUGUUGUUUGCCUCAUGGGCCGAAUUAGCCCACAACUCAGAGGUUACUCACUUCUCAUCUAACAUAUUAAAAAUAAGAGAACAGCACACACAAAAAUUGACCAGCCAUCCCACUAAGGCCAUCUUACAAAAUAGUUUGACGAAAGAGUCAUAGUUGUUUAAACUAACCCAAGCUCUUUAACUAACGGUAGAUCAAAAUUGUUUAGGCCUACCUAAAGGAAAGCAGGAAAAGAGCCAGAUCUAUCUCUUGGGGAAGUGAGUUCUACAAACAUGAAGCCAGAAUCAGAAUUAAAAAUGUCCUUAACAGAUUGGAGGACUGGGCUAAAACUAACAAAAUGAAUUUCAGUAGGGGCAAAUGUAAGGCUCUACACAUGUUGGACUAGAUGACCCAUGGAUUCCCUUUCAGCUCUACAAUUCUAUGAGUCUAUGAAUGAAAAGACCUUGUCUCUUCUGAUUGCCAAUCUAACUGGCUGGUAGGACUGCAGUCAGGUUCUCUGCAGUCAAUCUUAGUUCAUAUAAAUAAUGUGCUCCCAAACCAUUUAGGACCAAGAAAGCUGGAGAACUCUGUUAUGUAGAGCAGAGAUCUACAAUACUGGUGUUUCUCCAGACUGUGGCCUAGAGGCCAGAAGUGUUUCCUGCUGCACAAUGUAAUAAAGUUGGUGCUAUUUGGUAGUGAUGUUUUCCAGAAUGCACAUAUAUAUUACAUACAAAAUCCAAGACAAAGGUAUAAUGCUUGUGUUUCCAUGCCAUGGUAAGAUAUAAACCAUGGCUUAUAAUGAAUAAGCAGCAUGCUAGGACCCCUGGAUGGAUAUGCUACUUGCAACUAUAUGAAGGAAGGUCUAUAGCUUAGCAGUAGAACCCAUCUUUUACAUGCAGAAGGAUCCGGGUUCAGUCACUUGCAUCUCCUGUUACAAGAUCUUAGAUAAUACCAUAGGAGAGAGCUGUAUCUGAGGCCCUGGAGAGCAAUCGCCAGCUGAAGAAAACAGCAUGGAAAUAAGUGGACCCCUGGCUUUGACUUGGCACAAUGAGGUUUCAUAUUUACAUAGUUGAGAAGGGUUAUCAUUUUUAUUCUGUUCUUUAGAUAUAUACCACUGACUUGACUAUCUUGCUGAACAAAUUGGUAAUUGAUCAGCUGUCUUUUUGGACAAAUUGUAGCCAUUGUUUUAGGUGAUUUGGCAUUGAAUCAACUGUCCAUUAGAUUAAUUAUACCAGCCAGGGUAGCAUAGAGAGUGGCAAAAAGUGUCCAGGUAUGCAAAAAUUAUUAGAUAUGUAGAUCAAGCACACAAACACCUCUUAAAUAAAUCUGGAGUAUGGCAAGAGCUGACACCUCAAGCAUUUUCCUUUCACAUAGUUUCACAUAAGAUUAGUUUGGAUAGCUUAGAAUUGUAUUUUUUUUCCAGUUUAACAGAUUUUACAAAGUAAAUAUUAUGCAUUUGGUACAUAAAAUGAUAAAGGAUCUGAGCAGAACUGUUUUUACUUUUCAUGGACAAUUAAUUUGCACCCUUCUUUUUUGGUUAGAGCACCAAAUGUAAAUUCUCCCCAGUAAGUUCAAUUAAAGGCUGCUUAAAUAAUGAAAUGAGCCUCAUUUCUGUACAUCAGCAACCAAAAUGCCAUGAGUUGCCUUUAAACCUUCAUGGCAUGUUGAUUCCAUUGUUUGUUUUGAAGGAGUCCAAAUUUUAGGUAUAUUGUUCUCUGCAUAACUAAAUGACUGCCCUCUGUGACAUGAAUACUACAUUCAUCAUUUGAGGCACUUCUCUGGGUCUCCUACCACCUGAGGUUAGGGGGGUGGUGACUGGAAAGAGGGUCUCUUCCAACUUUCCCCAACCUGGUGCAUUCCAUCUGCCCUAGCUAACGUGACCAAUAAUCAAGGAUAAUGGGAGUUGUAGUCCAAAGAUAGGUGGGUGGGGCCUGCACAUUUUUUGCUUUGGGCCCCACCCUGCUGCUGGCAUGCAGCCCCCAAUGUAGUGACAAAUUUGCCCCCCUCCAAUACCUGGGAUAAGAGAUUGGAGCUCUACCAAUUAAGAAUGAAUAGUAUCUAAAAUUGAAUGGCUACUAUCCAUUGUGGCUAUCCUGUGCCUCCACAGUUGGAGGCAGCAAUGCUUCUAAAUACUAGUUGCUGGAAACUGCAGAAGGGGAGAGUGCUCUUGUGUUUAAAUCCCGCUUGUUGGUUUCCCACAGACAUCUGAUUGGCCAUUGUGAGAACAAGAUGUUGGACUAGCUAGGCCAUUGGCCUGAUCCAGCAAGCUCUUCUUAUGUUCUAGAAAUCAUACAGAUUCACCAAACUGUGGUGACACUGUGAUUACGAAUUUCCUUUCUUUCCCCCCGAGGUUAGUUAAUUGCACAUAGGGAAUUAUUUGUUUCCUCAGACAAAGAGUGUUAUUGGAAUAGUGAGAUAAAACUUAAUGCCAGUUAGGUUGGCCAGACGUUGGUGCAGUGGUAGCAGAUGGAAACAGCCAAUCCGUUCAUUUGAUUGAUAGAUUAAACGUACCAGUAUAUCCUGUUCCUUCCAAAGAAUAUGUGGUAAACAUUAUCCUCGCCACAGGACAGGAUGUCAGAGAGAGUCCAUACUUGUGAACAGUUACCUGGGAUGAUGCCUCUUUUUCUUGGAUAGCAUAGUCAUCUGUAUUCUUUUCUCAAGUACUGAGAAUUUUACAGCACAUCGGGUACAAAAAAUGAUGAUUAAAUGGUUGCCUGUAACUCCCUAGCCAGUACUUACAUUGAGGAAACCUGCCACUUGGUGAAUGGCCCUCUGAACCCACCACUUGAUAGGCCACAAAGAAUGUUUUGACUGGCGUGAAGUGUACAUAUCUAGAUUUAAAAGCUGUUUCCCUAAACAAGGUUCCCUUAGCUCUGUUAGCUCAAAGGUAAGCUCUAUUGAGCAUAAUUUUUCAGUUCUGAUUCAUUUCAGUGAAUCUCUCUAAUGGCACAUACACCCUAUGGCAAUCUAAUCGGGGGUGGGGGUGGGGAGGAGAGUAGAUAGAGCUUUCUGAAGAUGCCAUACCCACAAAGGAUGAGAAAAAAAUCCCAAGAGGUGGCGGGUGCUUAGUAACACAACAUAUAUUCAAAACAUGAUUGCCUUACCUGAAGUGUAUCCUUGCAACAGGACAUAAGAUGGUCCGACUUUGGAUUUCCUGAAAGAAAUGGAAGAGAGAGUACUCUGUGGAUUGGCUCAGCAAGAGCUAACACUCCUUGUCAUUUGGACUCCUAUGGGUGCAACUUAGUGCUACAAGUGCAAGGAAGGUAACAUUAACUAUACAUUGCCAUCUGUGCAACCAAAUGUGAUUGAUUCCUGAUGAUGAUUCCUUCUUUUUGAACGUUUAGUUGAUGUUUUAAUUUUCUCAGGCUUUUUGUGAUCGGGAGAGCCCCGGGCUCAUUAUUAAGAAAUAGUAAUGUUCUCAAAUGAGAAAAUCAAUAUGAAUUUCUCUUGAUAUUAUUUGUAUGAAAUAUCUCGUUAAUCUUGGAGUAAAGAGCUAUGUCGAGUGUAUAUACUUCUCCUGCUGGCACACCAAUACAGAGGUGCUGCUUUUCGGCGCAUACCUGACUCAUGGAAUUAUACCAGUGCAUUCUAAAGUUCUUUCUUUAUAGCUGAGUCAUGCCCAGUUGAAUAAUUUUAGACUUGGUGCUUACUGGUCUUAUGGGAAGGGGGGAGGUUCUUUUGAUGGUAAUAGGUAUUAUAUCUUAAGCGCUGCCAGAAGAGACGGAGCCACCUGGGUGUUAUGGGGCAAACUGUUUCAUAAGUUGGGUGCAGCCAUGGAGAAGACCCUAUCUCUUGUCACAGCCAACUUUGCUUCCAGCAUAGGCAGGACACCAGAACUUAGGCAGGAGAUAGUUUGGUACAAGGAAGCUCAGUCUGUUAUGUAGCCAGAUCAGAGAAAGAGAGGCUGCAUUUUCACUAAUGGUCAUAGCUGAUUCAUACUAGAUGGCCUCUACACAACCAGAAGGCGUAUGGGAGGCCCAAACAGUUUAGCAUUUUCCUUAUAAGAAAGGUGCUCCAAAUUCCUGCUUAUUUUGUGCAUCCUUUCCUAAACAUUUUCCAGUUCUAUGCUGCCCUUUAAUGAGAUGGGGAAACUGUAACGGGACAUAGUACUUCAUGUGUGGCUGCAACAUGGAUUUCUAUAUCAUCUGUGUGUUGCACAUCACUUGCCAUUUUAUUGCCCAUUCACCCUGUCCAGUGAAAUCCUUUUGGGGCUCUUCACAUUUUUUUGCAUUUCGCCAUCCUCUGGCCACCUUCUGAAUAAGAUGACUGCUCCACCUCUUUUCUUGUUCUUCCCUUCUCCUUUACAACAUCUUACCUGGGAGGAUGCAAGUCCAAAACUAUACCUUACACACAAAAUAACAGAAAGAAUUGCUAGAGAAGAAAAUGGUACAGAAGCUGGAGGGUAUGACAGUGAAGUGAUGGUUGUCGCAGGAGGAAGAAAAGGGAGACAGCCAUGAUCUGAAAGCCAGGCAGUGCCAAUUGCUUUAAUUGUGCUCAUCAGAUUGCCUUUUGCUUUUCCUGUCUAUGGUGUCAAUAAACAUGUGAGAGCAUCCCUCUUUUGUUGAUUAUGUGGCUCUUCUUAAAUUCCAUAAAUUUGCUGCAUGGGCUAUUAUUUUAAUUACUUUUCCUUUUACUAUUUCCAUCACUUAGACUUUUCUCCUUAUAAAACUUUUUUAUGUGCUCAUUUGCUCUGCCUUGUGAAUUGACAAUUCAGCAUUAUGGAUAAACACACAGAGACACUUUUUUUUAAAAAAAUAGCUUAAUAACAGGAUUGCAGGCCUGUUCCCCAAGAUCUCUGAAAUCAACUUGGAUGUUUCACUAACCCUACAAUCCUAUCCAUGCUUACCUGAAUCAAAGCCUCAUUAAAUAACGAGAAAUGUACUUAGAAGUUAACAUGCAUCGGAACCACAGGAAGCUGCCUUAUACUGUAGUCCAGUAAUAUCUACUUUGACUCUCUCCAGGGUUUCAUGCAAACAUGCCUUUCACAACUUCUGAAGCUCUUGACUUUAAAUGUUCAGGAUUGACCCUGGGACCUUCUGCAUGGAAGGCAUUUGUUCUAUCAGUGAACUAUGGCCACUUCCCCCAAUUGCUAGGAUUGGGUUGAACAUGAAAGUAAAUUAGACAGCAGGCUCCCUACAGAAAAAUCUUGCUUUAUGAUGUUAGGUUCUUCAGAGAGAGAAGCAUGCACUUGCUAGGAUUUUCGUAUUGUGCUACACUCCCAUACCCCCAAGGGCAGAUCCAGGAAAUUCAAGCAAUGGGGGUCUAUGCACCACCCUGGCAUUUUAUGAGAGUUAGGUGUCUAAAUAGACAGAUUGCUUUCCUUGGACUAAAGUAUGGCGAGCAUAAAAGACAACUGAGAGAGGAGGAAUAACCAAGAUGCAUGCCAGAAUAUAAACACUGGAUAUGCUGUAUGUCUUAAAUAUAUUGAAAUAUGGCACCCAAACUACUGGAAAUAUGUAAACUGGAAAUCUUCCACAGUGGCGCACCUUUUGGUUUGUUUAGAAAAAUUAAGAUCCUGAGUAGAGUUAACACAAACUGCAGUAUCAAGUUCAAUACAGAGUUGGUUUCUCAGAAGUAAAGGCAGAAGUGAGUCACUGAAGUUUGUCGUACAUGUUGUCUCCCUUCAUAGCUGUAUCCAGGGAAAUGUAGUCCUGACUCAUAAAUGUGUUGUUGUUUUUAAAGUGAUGCUCCCCGCCUCCUUAAAAUGGUGCGUGACCAUUUAGUGCAUUAUGCUACUUAAUAAGUGCCUGUUUUCCAGCUUCUCACAAGUCUUAAAUAGGAUGCUCAUUUGUGGUAUUGAUAGACUUGUUUGUUUGCAGUUGCUCAGCCUAAAUGGGAGACUGUGACUUGCAUCAUCUCUGCUUCCAGGAAAAGAUGGCAUCUCUACCCACCUGAAGACUCCAGUUUCCUUUAUCCUACCAGAAUUCCCUAUGAAGAAUCCAGCGUCUUCAGCAGGGUCAAUGUGGUUAAUCCUGAUUUGAAAAGCUGCCCACAGUUUAAGAAAACAAAGGCCCAUGUGGUUACACUUGAACCUGGCCAGGUAAUUCCUGAACUCUAACUUUACUCUAGUUUGGAACCUUUGUUAAAUAUGAAAUAGAGAGGGGGGUUGGGCGGGAGUAAACAAAGAAAUAAACAAAGCUGGGAGGAGGACCAUGAGGUCUGUCUUCUCCCAGUCUCACUAAAACGUUUUGCAUUGGAUGAAGCGUUUGCUGCUGCUGGCAGAUGUAUCCACUGGGCAGAGACUGUUCCUGCUGGUGGAAAGAGAGGCGAGGCAACUUACAGCAAUGUCCCUUUCCGUCUGUAGUCCUCAGUGGCACCUCCCAUGUUAUUUCAAAGGAUUCCCCAAGCCAAAGCAAUUUUCCAGGGUCUAUAGGAGACUGCGGGGGCGGGGGGGUUUAAAAUAAAAAAAUAAUUUUCUCCUGUUCCACCAUUGGGAUUCCUCAAGCUGAAUCUGAAGCCUUUUGGGGAUUGGAGAAGCCUUUUCGUUCACAGGAGGCAAAGUCUUCUGGAUCUAACCUUGUUUGUUUAAUGCCAUUCUCUAGCAAGUGAAACCUUCCUGGCUCAUGUUCUUUCACUUGUCUUGCAACUGGACCAUCUAGAAAAAGGCAUCAUGCUUCACAGACAUUUUACCCAUUAGUUUCUCUGAAUCCUGUACUUAACAGGCUUCUGGGGCUGCUCUGAAACCAUCUCAUCUCUGCAACUCACAAGUUUUACAAUGUAUUCUUAAUGAAUAAGUGUGCAGAGCCAGCAAAGAGCUUUUACUUACGCUUUCGUGGUGAUGGAUAACUUCCAUAAUGGAAACACUUGCCCAGCAGCUACAUCACUUGUAUUUACAGCACGCAUUAGUAUUUCAGUAGAGAAUCUCAAAGUACUCUUAACAAGGUCAUGUGAAAGUUGAUUAAUCAUAUUUUACUGAGGAAAGGAGACCACAGUAUCUGAAAAGCAGCCCUGUGAAGGAUAUCUCAAUGUGUCAGGCCAUCAGUACUUAAGGGUCACUAGAAUGCUCCUUCCAGAUGAAUUUCUCUAUAGUAGAUGUAAUCACGUCUUUGCCUAACAUGUAACUUACUGUACAAAAUGGGCUGGUUUUCUCCGAUUCAGAUACCCGCUUGCUGGAAGUAAGUGCCGGUGAACUCAGUGAGACUCACUUUUUUUGGGGGGGGGGAUAAUAUUUAUUACUUUUAUAGAUUACAAAAAGAGAGGGGAAAAAGCAAAAGAGAAAAAACAGAAGAAAAAACAAAGAAAAAAACAAAGAGAGAGAAAAAAACACAAUACAAUACAAUAUAUAAACAAUACAAAACACAACCUAAACUCAAAACUAGACACAUUAAGCUAAACUAAACAAACCCCACUCCCCAAAACAAAAACAAUUUAAAAACAUACAUCCUCUCUUUUCCAUACUCUAUCUUUCGUUCCCUUGUUUCCUCGACCUCCUCACACCUCCCUUUUCGUGUUCCGCUUCUAUUAAUUGUUUCAGCAAAUCCUUUCCAUCUUUCUCCAUUUUCUGUAAUAUUGUAAAUAAUGUAUUAUUUUAACCUUAUUUUCCAUUAAAACUAAAUUACUUAUAUGUGCUUAACUCCUUAUAACAUUUCUGUUAAGCCCAUAAAAAAUAAAAAAUCAUUCCACCAUUUUUCUAUCACUCAUUAGUUUUACCAUAAGUCUAUAUAAAAACUUUAAAUUUUCCAAUCUUCUUCCACCAUCUCCUCUCCCAGGUUUCGGAUUCUGCCAGUCCUUUCCAUCAAUUCCAUAAAGUCCAUCAACCUGGUGAUCUUAUGUCCGAGGCUCUUAACUCUUUUCCAAGUCCCUUCUGCAGGUCUUCUUCAUUUUCUUUAAUGCUAAAGAGCCAAUCUCGGGGAAAUUCAACUCAAUCCUUUUCUUCCUUCUGAACAAAUCAGCUGAGUUUCCAUAGUUAAAACUACAGUCCAUAAAGUAUUUCUGGGUAUAUUUCAAAAUUCCUCCAAUUCCAAAGGCCCCCAAAACUUCAAUCUCCUCCAGGCCCGAGUCCAUGUCCCAAAAGUCAGUUAAUCCCUGCAUAGAGGGCUCUUUCCAACUUUCCUUCUUUAAUCCAAACCGGGAUCCAUUCCUCGGAGUCUGGCUUUUCCUGGAUUCAAUCAUAGAAGGCCUCAAUUUAUAAUCUCCAAUUUGUUUCUGUAAAUCCACAGAUCUCACUUGUAUUAUUUUAUGUUGAACAACAGCUGCAUUCUCCUUCUCCUCCUUCUCCUCCACCAUUUGUCCUGCCAAAAUGGGUUCCUGUACCAAGUCAUGAAUUAUUUCUGUGUUAGUGUUCGCUUUUUGACUCAAGUUGGUCACUUUCUGUUCCAAAUUAUCAACUUUGAGAGUCAUAUCAUCCAUCUUCUUGUGAAGCUGUCCCAGCGAACAGCUUAUCUUACAUAAAACAGUCACAAUGGCCUCUCCUAUCAACAUUUUUAAAUAGUCCAAGGUCGCUCUCUGGUUCCCAAACUCCUUUUCUGCAGCUGGAAAUUCCCCAGUUACAGUCCUGUUACAGUUUCAAAAGCUCCCUCUAGAGGGAAACAGUCUCCACUUGUAUCAGUUCUUUCAAGCACGAUUUCAAACAUUAAAGAUAAAAUUUCAGUUACUUUUCCUCUUUUUUUAAACGCAGAAAGGGACAAUGGAAACAGUAUCUUACUCUUGUUUAGCUAGCUGUCAAAUCCGUUCUGUCAAAAGCACUCUCUCCAAACGUCAUCUGGCAGCCCAUUCCCAGGUUCAGAGCAGUGGUAAUUUGAUUUUUUCACUCUCUCCUGCAGGCUCACUAGAUCCAAAAUUUCCCCCUCUUCUCCUGCUUCCUAAGGGGGUUUUGUAACUUUAAACCGGUGGGAAUUUGAUCCUUUGCCAAAAGCUUUCAAAGGCUUUACUUGUAACGUCUUUGCUUCAGUCUAUUUACAAAAACGGGAGGCGGACUUCCUGUUUAUAACCUUCCCGUUUCAGUGCCAAAUUGAAGUAUUUAAAAAUCCAAUUUUCCGUUUUACUCACGAGUAGUUGUUUAAAAUCCAAUUGUCCACAGGAAAAGUCAGCGCUCUCUGGCAACAGCAAUGCGGCUUCACUCCGUGAAAGAAGCAGUCGAUUCAAAGCACCGCGCCACUCACCCCACGUCGCUCCGGAUCCCCAAAACAGGGUUUCCCCGCGAGUAGGGGAGGCGCAAAGGUGCCAGCCGAAUCCCACGUCCACAGGCUUCUCCCGCCUCGCCGUGGCAGUUCAGACCCUGUUUUUCACGGAGCAGGUUCCUCCCGAUCGGAGGAAAUCCGCCAUUGCCAGAGGCGCCAACCCGGAAGUCCCACUUUAUUUUUUAAGUCUUUAAGGGAAUGCAGCACAUUGAUGGAUUUGAUGGAAUCUCAGCAUCCUGUAUUGUGUAUCUUACAAGACAGGGAGGGUCCCUGGUGCCCCAAAACUCACAGAGAUAGUUUUGGAUAGACUUAUCUAUGGGUUAAACCACAGGUUGGCUGUUCAAAUCCCUGCGAUGGGGUGAGCUCCCAUUGCCCAGUCCCUGCUCCUGCCAACCUAGCAGUUGGAAAACAUGAAGUGCAAGUAAAUAGGUACUGCUCCAGCGGGAAGGUAAACGGCGUUUCCAUGCGCUGCUCUGGUUCGCCAGAAGCGGCUUAGUCGUGCUGACCACAUGACCCGGAAGCUGUACACCGGCUCCUUCGGCCAAUAAAGCGAGAUGAGAGCCACAACCCCAGAGUCGUCUGCAACUGGACCUAAUGGUCAGGGGUCCCUUUACCUUUUACCACCCUUUUAUUUGUGGUCCUAAAGAUUGAAGCAGGAUGAUAACCUGUUAAGGCUGUAAGGCUAACGUUCUCCAAUUCUCUUUGUGAUUUUUUUCUUUUAAUGAGUUGUUUUAUUAAAUUUAUAUUCUAUGGGCGGAUUCAACUACUCCAUUCCACUGGCAAAAUUCAGCACAAGGACUCCUGCUGGCACAACAGGGCUUUUCUCCUCUUCUCCCUCAUGUGCCCCCCACCCCGUGCCUCCCCCAAAUCCACUCUGGAGUGUUGUUAGAACCCUGAGCACAAUGCGAGGGGGGGGCGGGAAGGUGAGAGAUCAUUCCUUUGGGCAAGCAGGAAUGCUCAGGCUGAUGGCAUCAUCUCCUUAGCAUUGCAUUGAAUUCCACCCUGUGUCUGUCAAUUUAACUGCAUUUUAAAGUCACUGUGAAAUCUGCAAAAAAUAAGUUCUUUUUAAAAUGUAUUUAUAUUUCACCAUUUGUGGUGGCCUAAAACGCGCACACACACACACACACACACACACACACACAUAUCCCAUACAAAAUAUCAGUAUGCUAAUAACAAUAAGAAUAGCAACAGCAAAACAUUUCAGUUCUUUGAAUCAAAUUUCAUCACCUGCCCAUCCCCCACAAAAUAGAGGCCCCUUUCCCCCUACACACACUCACAAAAAAGAAUAAAGUGUUUUCAAUGCCCACUGGAACAUCUGAAGUUUUAGAAGUGGGCAUGUAUAGCAUUGUGCUGUUAUGGCACUUUCAAAGCUAUUUUCAGUGUGUUCCGUUGUAUAGCAAAUUAACAUUUUAUACUGCAUAAUAAAUGUAUUCCCAGUGCCCCAAAUUAAAUGAUUUUACUUCACAGUUUUUUCUCUCCUGCAGCAGAGUAAUGAUCUUUGCUCAUCAUUUUUGUUGAUGUUUUCAAUAGAUGGUGUUUUUUGUUGUUGUUUUUUAAAUUGCCAACAGUGGGGCAUUGCCUUGUUUUCAGGUUAAAGAAUUCAAUGUAGGCAUUCUGUUUCAGUGAUUAGGAAUGGUAAUGAAGCAGUAGUGUCACUGUUUUUAAUUAAGCUUCAACUAAUUAGAAGUCAAAUCUUGUUAAAAAUAGAAGGUUUAAAGGCCAGCUGCUUGUUCCAGUGCUCUGAGGUGCUACUUUGCAAAAGACAUGCUAGUAUAGCUUCUUUUUUUAAAAAAUCUCUGGCAGCCACUGAGUGGACAGAGACUUGAAGCCCAGAAGACACAUGGCAAUGCCAGCCUAGGUUUCUACUUCAGAAUGCAAGUGAGGACAUAGAACCAUAAGACCACAAUACCCCAAGGACCGCCUCUCCCCAUAUGAACUGACCCAGCCCCUGCAGUCAUCAUCUGCAGCUCUUCCUCAUGUGCCCCCUCCAUGGGAGGUCCAGAGGGUGGGAACAUGAGAGGAGUGGGCCUUUUCUGUGGUGGCUUCCCAUUUGUGGAAUGCUAUUUCCAGGGAGGCUCGCCUGGUGUCUUCGGGGCCAUCUAUUCCAGCUCCUUGCCAAUGCAGGAACCUCUCUACUACAACAUCCCUGAUAGGUGACCAUCCAUCCUCUGCUUAAAAACAUCUAACAAGGAAGAGUCCACAUCCUUCUGAGGCAGUCUAUUCCGUGGUCUGAAAUGUUCAUGCCAUCCCGAAGUUCUAAGGCUUUAUCUGAAUCAUUUGUGAGCAGCAGGCAGGGGUGAUAUUUGAAUUAAUUGGGUCAGGUUCAAAAAUAGCUUUGAACCAUCUAUAGGGCAGCCCUUCGGGUAUUUGAAGGAAUACACCUUCAGCUCCCCCUCCAGGCUAAACAUACCCAACUCCUUCAACCUUUCCUAGUAGGACUUGGUCUCCAGGUCUCCCUCAGCACCUCUGUCGCCCUCUUCUGGACACAUUCCAGAGGAAGAUUGAAUAUAAUUCCCUGCUUACGGACAGGUAGCAGAUCCGGAAGAAGGGUUCUAGCCUAGCCUUCUCCCUGCCCUGCUCAUUUUCUGUGUACAGGGACCUUAAAGAAAAUUAAUGGAGCAUGCAUUCCUGCAGCCACCACUUUUCACCUGACCUCUAAAGUGUUAAAAUCCCAGGAGGGCUGUACUAAGCGAUCCUUCCAAAUGAGCAAAGCUAAGGAAUUGUCUGCAAUGAAUGAAUGCCAAGGCCCUUUAAGGCAGGCCUGUCUCCCAGAAGAAUAAUGCCUGCUGGCUCUGCUCAGGCCUGUCUAGUAUUGGAAGGGUUUGUGAUGAAGCAAUUUGAUGAGAAUCCCUUAGAUAGCAAACGAAUUGUUCUAACCGAAUGCAAAGAUUGAGCGUGUAUUACAAAUACAAUUACUUGAGGAUUUGCAGUCAGCUUCACUUUGUGGUAAUUUACAGUAAUCUCUGUUUCUUGCUUGGCCGGGAACUGCAUGCCUUGGAUUAAGAUGUUGUAACAAUGCAGAAUUGAAAAAUAAAAUAAAGAUAAAGGUGUGUUUUGGUAUUCAGGAGAGCAGCUGUAUGCUAGCUGGAUACUGGCUUUGAAUAUUAAAAGAAACUUAAUGUGCCUAAUGCCAUCUUCUGGCCAAUGUGUCUCAUUCCACCACUCUUGGUUAUAUUAAAUACAUUCAGGAUCCCUGUUUCAAUAUAUAUUCUAAUUGCUUUUUAAUGUUACCUUGGUCUUUAACUCUUAAGCCAGGAUGAAUAGAAGUAGAUGAGCUAAAUUCAAUGCAAUUUCAUUGAUUUUAAAAGAUUUGCCUAGUCAGUUUGUAGGCUAUUUUUUUUUUUUUAGAAGCUUGAAUGUGUCCUUUGAAAUCUUAACACCCCCAAUUAAAAUGUUUGAAAUGUCACACUAUCCUUAAAACAUCUGUGUGAUCAUCAGUGAUGGCCAAGUUACUUCAGAAUUAAUUCCAUCUCGCACUUGCAAAUGAUAAUUUCAGCAUGUGGGUUUGUGAGCAUAAUUAUGUGUUCGAAAUGAGAGGUUCAUUUGUGAGUGUCUGAAGUUUGUGUGGUGCUUCCCCCCCCCCCCAAUAGCAAAUUGGCAUCAGCUACCUACCUGAAUUAAAAAGAAUACUCUGGAAAACAAAAACAAAAAAAAAUGGACAAGAGAUGUGGGUAGCUGCUGAUCAAUAAAAAACUCAUUUUCACACAUUCAUAACUCUUCUCUUUUGUGGAGCACAAUUCAUAUAAAUUGUAGGCUACCCCCCCCCCCCCAAAAAAGAGUAUUUGUUUCAUCAAGUUUGUCUUCAUAUAUGGAAAACGGAUUUGAAAUGGCAUUGAAAUAAAUUGUAAUCUUCAUCUGAUUUUCACUGAAAGAUUUAACUUCAUAUCUCUUUAGAAUCCUACCGCACAUCAGCAAAAUCAACCCUGCUCUGCCCUCUGAAUAAACAUGAAACUGCUCAUGAGUUAUUUCAUUCUGUGUGAAUGUGUUUGUUCUGCGACAAACAUUCAAGACUGACUGCUUGCCCCUCAGAAAUUGCUCUCUUGCUUUGCUAGUGAUUUUUAAUCCUCCUUGUUAGUGAUGCCUAAUUUUGGACAGAUUUUGUUUUUUGAUGGGCAAAUAUAUAUAUUGUAAUAUACACGUUCAGUACAAAAGGUGGGGACCUUUUGGUGAGACUGUCACAGCUUUUGGAACAAGACUAAUGACGUGUAUCAUGAACUUAGAAGGGACCUUCCAUAAUGUUUUUGACACUUUUUAAAAGGCCUUUAAAAUAAAACUUCCCCACAUGCAGCCCUAUUGAUAACCCUAUUCACACAGCAUAACUGGUGAAUUAACGUGUAGGAGGCGAAGAGGGGAAAGGGGAUAUGUCUUGCCCCGCAGCCUACAUUCAUUCUGUUGAAUGUUCGGCAGGGUGUACAGUUACUCUGCCUAACUGGGAGACAGGAAAAGCAGAGUCCCCUCCAUGUCUUAUGCACAUAAAGGGGCUGCAUUAUUCAGAAUGGCAGCAGGACCCCAGCUGUACCUCUGACAUUUACAUUUAGGUGGGGAGGUCUGAGCCAAGGAACCAUAUGAAUGUAGAUAUUUAAAUGAGCUGGAUCCCUGACUGCUCAGGUAAGCUUCUAUGGGAGCUGGAGGAGUUGCUGAUUACGUUUGCUAGUCACUGUAAACAAAAAAGCCUCAAAGUAACUGAACGUUGCAAAUAGAUGAAAAUCAAAACAUAAAAUUUCAAAACAAUGUACUGUACCAAAUUCCUAAAAGGCUCAGCCAACCAUGCAAUGAGAAGGGCAAGUCUUCUCUCAUCCCACUAAAAUAAAAGUACAGGCAACCCCCCGAUUUGCACGGGGGUUGCAUUCCAGGUCAUCAUACAUGACGGAGGAGCGUGUAUAAGCCCAUUACACCCCUUUUCCGGCCACUGUGAUUCACACAUGCAUGGUCACGUGUCAGUUGGAUAUGCGUAAAUCAGUCAUUGCCUUUACCACAAAAGAGGCUAACGUAACUACCAAAGGCCUGGGCAAAAAGAAAUUUCUUAGCUUAGUGCCUGCAAACCUGACAGUGAUUGUCCCAGGCAUGUGUCUCUGCAUUCCACACAUUAGGGGCUACCACUGAAAAGGUCCAUUAUUGUGUGGUCACUUUCCAUGCCUGUCUCGGAUGAGGCAUGGACUUGGGUGGUGCUGUGGUCUAAACCAGUGUUCCCCAACCUUGGGUCUCCAGCUGUUUUCAGACUGCAAUUCCCAUCAUCCCUGACCACUGGUCUUGUUAGCAAGGGAUGAUGGGAGUUGUAGUCCAAAAACAGCUGGAGACCCAAGGUUGGGGAACACUGGUCUAAACCACUGAGCCUCUUCUUGGGCUUGCUGAUCAGAAGGCCAGCAGUUCGAAUCCACGCGACAGUGGUGAGCUCCCAUUGCUCUGUCCCUGCUUCUGCCAACCUAGCAAUUUGAAAACACACCAGUGCAAGUAGACAAAUAGGUACCACUGUGGUGGGAAGGUAAAUGGCAUUUCCGUACGCUCUGGCUUCCGUCAGUGUUCUGUUGCGCCAGAAGCAGUUUAGUCAUGCCGACCACAUGACCUAGAAAGCUGUCUGUGGACAAACGCUGGCUCCCUUGGCCUGAAGAGAGAUGAGUGCUACACCCCAUAGUUGCCUUUGACUGGACUUAACCAUUCAGGGUCCUUUAUCUUUACUUUUACUUCAGAUGAGGCCUCCAAUGAAGACUGCAGUAUACCACACAUAACACACUGCAGUGAUCUGACCUAGAGGGUAACAGAGCAUAGACACCUGAAACUAGAGUACCCCCCUCCACAUAGGGCCACAGCUGAACCGCCAGCCAAAGAAGGGCUAAACAUGUAGCCUUUCCUGGCUCAGUUAUCCACACCUAAGGUGUGAAUGUUGGAAUCAGGGCUGGGGAAGCUGCAACAUUGAGGAUGAGACCUGCAUCACAGCCCCACUGCCCCCCCUCAAUACAUGGACCUUGUUCACAUGCAUAACAUGUACAGGGACCUCUAUAAAGUCCUGGUUAUGCAGGGUGGGACUUAUAUGCAUAGACACCAUAGAGACACGUGUUUGGAGAAAACAUUUACAAAACUCGAAACAUGCUUUGCCAUCAGUUUUGUAUUCCAUCCACCAACACACUCCUUUUUCACCUUUGAUAACUUUACAUUCCUUGCUGCUUUAAUAAAUUCUGGUUUUAACAUUAUGCUGGUAUGCACAGAUGUUCUCUUGGCUAGUUAUUUACUAUGCUUGGCUUGUAGUCAGAAUCCGUAGCUGCACAGUAGUAAAUUGUGCAAGGACUGGUUGCAAAGGCCUGCGUUAAACUGAGAAAUACAUUAGUUCAUUGUUCUUGUCUACAUUUGCACACCCCAUAACCACACUUGCUCAGAAUACCUUCUGGCGCUAUGUUAGCAUGUCCAAAAAUGUCAUGUACAAAUAAGAUAUUGUUUCAAGGCAUUCUCUUGACAGCUGUUUUAUUACUUUACAUUUUUUAUCUCCUUUUCCCCAUAGUCAACCUUUCGUCUCUGUCCCAUCUUUACUAGUUAUCUCAUGCUGCCUUUCCCAUUUACCACAAGAGUAGCAUCUGUGUCUAAAUAACUCUAAUAGCAUUAUUACAGCAAGCCACUAGAGGAUUGGAGGUGCUCUAAUGUGUGCAGGUAGUUUCCUACCUUGCCCUAAAAAAUUACUCCAUUUAGUUCAAUGGUGCAACUCCCCAGCCCUGACACCAACAUCCACAGCUGCUCCUUCCAUUUAAUUGAAAAAGAAAGAGGAGAAUGAUGUGAGCAAGAGCUUUGUAUAAGCAUCAUAACACAUAGGAAUUCUGGAUUGUAGAAGUGUCCAUACUAUAUAAUGUAUGCAUCUAUAUUGGAAAGAAAACAUUUGAAGCACAAAACUGCAAACACAUGUUCUUUUUCUCAGUGACAGCCUCAUGUAUUUUUGUUCCAAUGUUAUUUUACUAGUUCCUUUGUUAUGAGUAUAACAUGAUUAUUCUAAAUUUAAGGGAUCUUUAGACAUGAAUUCUGCUAACACAUGUAAUAAUCUCAUUGAAAGUGACUGUGGGUGGAUGAAUAUCUGAGGUAUGUCUUUUAGACAUACUGUACUGGCCUAGGCAACCCCAACAUAGGUUAUCUGAAAAUCUGGUACACUGUAUAGCUGAAGUUAGACACCUAAGGCUGCAGUCCUAUACCCACUUAACUAGGGAUUAAUACCCACUGAACAGAAUGGAAUCUGCUUCUGAGUAAACAUACAUAGGAUUGCACUGUAAGCCCCACUGGUUACACGCAUAUAGUUCAAUUCCACAGAAAUCCAUGGGAUUCAAAGGCACUUUAACACUUUGAAUCAUGUCCUUGGAUAUCUUUAAAACUGGAGAAUUCUUAUCAAUGUACAUAUUUCAGUAAAUUAAUUUACUGUAAUAUAGUUACCACACAAUAGUUCCUUUCCUAUGCUCUGAUAGAUAUAUUUAUACUCUUAGUCCCUGUUUUUAUGACCUUAUAGUUUCUUAUGACCAACAGUUUUCCAUAGGAUUAAAAAUAUUUAUCCAAAAUGCCCCAAAUAUUCUGGUAAAUGGGCCUGUGUUUUACAUAUACCCAUCUCCCUGUGUAAGCUGCAUGGUGCAUCUCUGUGUGCACACGCUUGCAAAGAGUUGUUUUUAAAUAAUCACAGGUUUAGGAUUAAUGAGGUUUGGAUAAUGAGCUGGAGAGCAAUGCAUCAAAACAGCAUUAACAUAUGCACCAUUUAAAACAUUGAACUGAAAGUAUACACUGUUAAUCAUCUGCUAGAACAGCCUUCCCCAGCUCAGUGUCCUUCUGAAGCUGUUGGAUUCCCAUUAGCCCAUUAGCCAGCAUGGCCUCUGGUCAGAAAUGGUGGUAGCUGGUUCUCCAGAAUAUCUGCAGGUUAGUGAAGACUAUGCUAGAAUGUAAAUAUACUUAGGGUGUGAUCUAGUCAAAAAUUAAGCACUUUUUAAUUUCCGUCAACUUCAAUGGGACUGGGAGAGAUUUAGGCUUUGAUCCUAUAUACACUUGGGUACAAGUCCCAUUGAACUCAGUGGAGCUUACUUCUGAUAAAACAUGUAGGAUUGGACUGUUAGCAGGGUGCAAUGAAAUCAAUAGGAAUCUUAGUGAACUCACUGAGACCUAGAAGUGCUUAAUUGGGGGAUAGUUUUAUGUCCUUCAUGCUUUGUUCCUCCUCACUGAAUUUGGAUUUGUAUCAACGGAGGAAAAGACAUCAAUGGAGGAAAAUAGUACAUCAGAAUUUUAUUUUUGUCAGUGGAUUUUUCAAUGAAGUUACAUAGCUGUAUGUGGCAGGAACCUAGCAUAUUGCUCAUGGAUAUUUCCUGAAAAACCCCUGUGGGUUUUCAGGAUUGCUGUAAUGUCUUCCAUGUGUCUUCCUCCAAGAGGAUAGUGCCAAAAGUAUUUCUACAGAUGAAAAUGCUGUUUGGAAUUGGCUCUUUAUUUGCUGCAUUAGAGCAGCUACUGAAAGCAUUUACUGAACAUCACAGACUAGGGUCUUCUGGGGUUGUUUUGCUAAAUGGUUCCUCUUCCUUGGGGGGAGGGUGGCUUUUUCUUUCAAUCUAACCCUUGUUUAUGUGUGCAAUAGUUCAGGGCUAAUAACCCUGUUUCAGAUAAGAAGAUUUGGAAUGAGAGGUUAUCAAUGGGCUGGUCACUCUCUGUAGUAAAUAUUGGUAGAACAAGACUAUGGAGGAUGUUUUUAGCCUUGAGAUAAUUCCGCUUAGAAAAACCAGGAGGAAGUAAAGCAUUGUGAAUACUAUUAUUGAGAAACUUUGUGUAUGUCCUUGAAAAAAUUAUUGCAAGACUGGAUUUUUCAAAGGCCAAAAUAAUACCUAGGGACCCGUGUCCCGAUGACCAAUCUUCUUUCAGCCCUUAAUCUCUUGAUGCUGCUUUGAGCACUUGGUUUAAGGCAGCUUAUAAACUGAUCAAUCAAAUCAAAUCAUGCCUUAAUUUUGCUCCUGUGUAUUAGUGCUGACAUUGCUGUGUGCUUAAUGGAGAUUCUGCAGCUGUCUGAACACUUGAAAGCAUUUAAUAUUCCUUGGAUGUACGUAAUGCUGCUAAUAAUCUUUUUAUGAAUGAUACUAAGAUUAUUACACCAGUUUUGGAGGUGGGAUGGAAAAUUAUGGAGCUCUGUGGUCACCCAAGCUUCCCAUGACACCUGAUUCCUGGCUUUGUCCUGUGGAAGGUUUGGAGCCAGUGUUUUCUUUUCAGAUAAGAGUCCUGGGAAAAUUGGGGUCAAAAGAAAAUUGAGUACAAUAAUUUGCAGGAACUGGAUCUUGUGAUUGUUCAGGGACCAUAGCUCAGUGGUAGAGCACAUGCAUAGAAUGCAGAAGGUCUCAGGUUGCAUCCCUAGCAUCCUCGGCUAAAAGAACCAGGUAAUGGGACAUCAUCUUACCAACAAAGGUCCGUAUAGUUAAAGCCAUGGUUUUCCCAGUAGUGAUGUAUGGAAGGGAGAGCUGGACCAUAAAGAAGGCUGAUUGCCAAAGAAUUGAUGCUUUUGAAUUAUGGUGCUGGAGGAGACUCUUGAGAGUCCCAUGGACUGCAAGAAGAUCAAACGUAUCUAUUCUUAAGGAAAUCAGCCCUGAGUGCUCACUGGAAGGACAGAUCGUGAAGCUGAGGUUCCAAUACUUUGGCCACCUCAUGAGAAGAGAAGACUCCCUGGAAAAGACCCUGAUGUUGGGAAAGAUGGAGGGCACAAGAAGAAGGGGACGACAGAGGACGAGAUAGUUGGACAGCAUUCUUGAAGCUACCAGCAUGAGUUUGACCAAACUGCGGGAGGCAGUGGAAGACAGGAGUGCCUGGCGUGCUCUGGUCCAUGGGAUCACAAAGAGUCAGACAUGACUAAACAACAACAACAACAACAAUAGGAAAAGACCUCUGCCCGAGACUCUGGGGAGCCACACCCAACUAGCAUAAAGAAUACGGGGACCACAUCAAGAGAGGGCUCUUGCUCUCCUUGUGUUCUGCUUGUGGGGUUUCCAGAGGUCUUUGUUUGUCAACUGAGUGCUGGGCUAGACAGGCCUCUGAUGCCUUUUGGAGGUCUUCACAGUUUAUAUGGGUUUUCAGCACCUUGGUUAACUUGGUCUUAUUGGCAGACUUGACUGCAUCCUUGCUUACCCCCGACUUCAAAUAAUAUACAACAAUUACUUUCCUGACUUUCCCUAGGAUUUUUUUUUAAAAUGGUGCUACAUUAGCUGUCUUCCAGUUCUCCAGUAAGGAGGUUGAUGUUAGUGACAAGUUGCAUUUUUUCUGUUAGAAGAUUAACCAAUUUCACAGUUCUUUAAGAACUCUCAGUGAUGCCAUACGGUCCUGGUGACUUGCUAAUUUGUACGUUGUCAGUUAGCUUCAGAACCUCAUAGAGUCACAGAAUUGUAGACUCAUAUUACUCUUCUUUGAUUCAGUUAAUUGUUUCAUUUAAUGACUGCUGCUUUUCAUUAUUGCUGUAUUAAUGCAUAGCUUCAAUAUUAUCUAUUUUGUUAAUUUUCUUUUGUUAGCUGUUGUAAGUAUUCAUUUGAAUGGAAGAGAGGGAUAGAAAUAUUAAAUAAUAUAAUCUCAUAAUAAUAAUUCUUCAGAUGCUCUCUCCCCAAAACUGGUUUGGGGUGGAUAUCUGGCUGACUUCAGAUAUGCAGUAAGAAGAAUUCAAAUCAUUCCUUUGGCUUUUCUUUCAUUUCCCCAUCUUCCUUUAAUAAUCAUUUUGCACCCUUUGCAUCUAAUGAAUGAACUGCCUUCCUGGUUCCUGGUUCUAGCCCCCAAAUCCCAUUCUUCUCUAUUCUCUUUCCUCUACCGAACCCUGUAUUUUUUUUUUUUAAGGUGAAGGUAAAGAUUGAGAUUGACCUGGGAUGAGACAUUCUGGUGUUUCCUUCACUCCUUUAUGUCAGAUAAGAAGGGAAUUCUGGACAAGCUUGUGACAGGAAAUCCUCCUGCACUUUGGUCUCACCAACAUGCUGCUCUCAUCCUGCCAUUUCACAGAGAGGGGGAACUUGUUUUGCUGACAAGACUGUUUAAAAAUUGUUUCCAGCUGAGGUGGGCUAGUUGGAGUUUGCAUUUUGAACCUAGCAAUGAAAGGCUGGCAGAACCAGAUAAGAUCCAUGUCAGACAGCCUAAGUACAUUAUACAGCAGACAGCAAAUGCAGAGGAGGAUCAAUUGGAGAAGUUUAGAAAUUGCUGCUGAAAAAUAUAUUUUUCAAGGUGAUUUUUUUUUAAAUGUCAGGGAAACACUAUAGUUGCACAAAAGGGGUUUUAUGACUUUUUAAAUUCCUUUUCUUCUUCUCCCAUUCAGGUCCUGUUUGUUCCCAGACACUGGUGGCAUUAUGUAGAAUCCAUUGACCCAAUCACUGUUAGCAUAAACUCAUGGAUUGAACUGGUAACUAUCCCCCCCCAUUGUUUAUCUCUUAAAACCAUCAGGCACACACAUGGCCUGAAUGUUCACAGAUGGGCAUGACAUCUGGAAAUGUGCUGGAGUAGUUUAUAAUAAUGAUCUAGCUACCUAUUUCCAUACAUCCUACUAAGCAUACUUGACUGCAAUGAUCACAGGUUCUUUCCCUUGCCACUGUUGACCUUCCCCUUCCCAUGUUGUCUCCCCUGCAUUGGAAUUACAUAGAUUGUAAGCCGCUCAGGACAGAGACCUGUCUCUUACACUUUGUAAUGUGCAAUGUGUAAUGUACAUAGAUGAGGCUAUAUAAAUCAUCACCCACAUACUGUUGGACGCAUAUCAACUCUAGCCAACAUGGCCAGUAGUUAGGGCUGGGAGUUGGAAUCCAGGAGGGCCACAUGUACCCCACCCCUUGCUGUAGUUUAUUUUUGUGUGUGUGGUUUAAAAGCCGAGCGUAUUUUCAUCUCUCUCAUGAAAUUUCGAAGAAACAGCCUUUGGAGACCAAGACAGUACAAGCUAGAGUGGGUGGAGAGGAACAAAAGUGAAGAUGCUACUAGUGCGUCUUUUUAGUUAAAAUGUCUGCUUCACUUUGAUGUAGGUGUCAUAUUAUCUUCCUCCCCCCACAACGUUUAUAUCCCAUCUUGUCUUCUACCGUGGAACUCAUGGCAGUCUAUAUAUAUAUAUGGUUUUCAGGGUGAUCCAUCAACAGUGGUCAGACCCAGAUCUGCUUAGUUUCAGCAAAAUGGGGGCCUCAUGUGCCUUCAUGCCAUGUAACUUGGAACUGAAUCUGACAUCCUGAAAAUCCCAUGGCUUGGUAGUAUUCUACACAGGAUGCCUUCCUCAUCUUUUUACAAAAUGGCGUAUGCUCUUGAAGUCAAAGCUAAGCAAACAUUAGUGUUUUGUAGUCUCCGGUAUUGCUUGAAUGCAGCAUGCUGGACAGAAGUUAUUAACUAUCUCCCAAAAUUAAAAACCUCACAAACAGUUUGGAGGCUUCCAGCUAAUAAGUUGACUGUGGGCAUUGCUUAACCCGAGGAAUGCCUGCAUGUCGUCUUUUGGGUGACAGUUGAUUAUACCCUAUUAUCCCUAGAGAUGACAGCACCAUUACUUUUUAAGUGUCGGGCUAUCUGUCUUAGAAAAAUAAUGCGUGACACGGGUGUUAAAAUGUAAUAUCAAGAACAUUUUCAUUAUUCACUCAAGCAGUUCUCCAGCUUCCAGCAAUAACCAGCUGCUACCACGUUGAUAUGAUAGGUGUGUGUCAGGCCCACUUCAAUAGCCUUACUGAUACAAUUAAUUAUUUCGUUGAGACCUUAUAAUAAAGGAUAAAGUUUUAAUUUGUUUUCAACACACUGAGACCACUUCAACUCUUGCUUCUUAUGGUAGGGGGGGAUUAAUGCUAUUCAUGGAUACUUUGAGGCAAAAUGAACUUUCCAGGCUUGCAACCCCUUGAGAUGCUUUAAGAAUGUUCAUGUACCGAGGUAAGCUAGCCUAAAUGUGUACAUACUAAAAUGUGAAUAGAUGCGCUGAAAAGUUUCAGGCUUAUGAAGCUGCAUUGCAAUAAUAUCAAAACGUCUGCAGGAAAGGACAUGUAAAACCACUGGAGUCCAUUUUCCUAGGAAACAGCCCACCUGCUCUGAAUUUAACAGGUACAGACCCCAGAUCUUUUUCUGCAUAUAUACUUCACAAUCAGACCGUAUGAUGAAUUUCUUAGUCUUAAGAUUAUAAACUUAUUGCUGGUACUCUAAGACUACAUACAUUGUGACUGUCCAUGAAAUAAAAUCAUGAGAGCUACCUUAAUUGUUUAGACUGGAGCAGAAUAUUUGAAAAAAAGAAUUGUAGAUUCUGGUAAGAUUGUCCGCAAUUCCUAACAUCAGUUUUAUAUUACAAGUCUCUGGCACUACAUUUUAGUUCAAUUUUACAUGAGAUUCCCUAGCAACUGCCCUGAUGUGAGACAAUGAAGUGGUCCUUCUGCCAAGCUUUCUUUUUCCUAAUCACAAUUAGUAUUUUGCUCUGAUUUCCUAGGAUUAUUGAGCACAUUGAAGCAGUUGUUCCCAAACUAUUUAAUAAAUGGAACUUACCAAAGGAAACAGUAUCUUGUCGCACCAUGUCUAAGAGUUUAUACAGAGUUUUGGGACUGUGAUGAUGAUGAUGAUGAUGAUGAUGGUGAUAUUGCGUAACUCAUAAAAAUGACUCGAAGUGACUUGCAAACACAGUAGAAGUCCUAAAGCCAUUUGCAGUAAACACAAUCAAUAAAAACUUAAAAAGCAAACACACACAUAUUUAAAGAAGAAAACGCAAGUCUAGCUUUUAUUGCACGACUUCAGCGUGAGUUGAUAAAGAUAGCAAACAGAGACUGAUGCUGGACCAGCAAAGGCUGUCUAGUCUGUACAGGUUGCAAUCCUCCUUUGAUAACUUUGAACUAGAUCAAUCUGGUGUUAUUUGUUUGAUAUAGAUGUGAUAUGGCACCAUCAGAAAUGCUAACACUUUAUUCCAGAUAGUGCUUCCUUUGCUGGUGCAGUGAUAAAUAGUAGAGAUGAAAGAGGAAUGGGACGGUAGGUAGAGGAAGGUAGAUUUUAUGCAGUUUCCAUGGGGAAGGAACAAACAUCUCCUUAUACACCACCUUCAGUUUCCUUCCAGCCAAACUCAAGCAAGCAAGCAAGCAAGCAAGCCCCAUUUCUUCAAUCUGCCUCCAUCUUACUAUUUGCUAUGGUGCCAGGAAUACCACGUUACACGUUGAAUUUGCUUCUCCUUGCCCAUAAACAGUCCUCCGAUCCAAAGCAAUUCACUUAAACAAGAAAGCCUGCCCUGCCUGUGUGUCUCAUCCUGAUGAAAUCCUAAAUUAGUCUUUGUAUUUCACCGCCUAAAGGCACUCAGAAGAGACAUGACAGCUUGUAACAUGUAAGAAUCAAUUACUGGAUUCUUGUUUCAUCUUUAAAAGCUGUGUGCUGGUAUCCUUCGUUAAAGACAACAUUUGCUUUUCCUCCCUGCUGCUGCUAUUUAAGGCUGCAAUAAUACAUCAGUGGGUUGGUGAUACUGUCAGAUGACAGUAUGCUCCCUGGAAUUUAAAAUGAUUUAGUUUUGCAUUUGUAAUAGCUCCCAAGGCAUUUGCUGUCUCUCAGAAAUAUCCUUUGUGUCUUAGCUUAAGUCAUUUAGAGAUACAAUUUUGGACAUACCUUUUUGAUCUUCUUGAGUUAAAGACCCUAUACAUUAGACAGCAUCCCUGUGGUAUAAAUUAAGGUUCACAAGACUCAAUUAACUUAACAAGACGCUAAUACAGUGUAUUGUCCGCCAAUUAGAAACAUGUAAUUGCUUGAUCAUGUGGCUUUUAUGGGCAUACUAUGCCUAGCUAUGAUAAUAAGGGAUGUUAAUUCCCCACCCCACCCCCAAGUGUAUGUGCUGGAAAUUAGAGAUCUCUUUAACAUGAGAGUCUUCUUUCCUUCAACUAUUGCAUCCAGCCUUGUGCAACAGGACUUUCCUUCCAUCUCCUCCCACAGUGUGCCCCUGAGAUUGGUUCAGGUGGCGGGAGAACCCUCAGAACAGUGCAGGGGGAGGUGAGGGGGGUUGUUCUGUCUGGCAUGCUUGCCCUGAUGGAAAGAUCAACAUAACACAAUAUUAAAUUCUUCCCUUGAUUUGUGUAUUGUACAGGAAGUCAUUAUGUCCCCAAUUCUGUGUUGCUGGACCCCCCAUCAUCCCCAGUCAGCAUGGCUGAUAGUCAGGGGGUCAAAGGAGUUACAGUCCAAAAAUAUGAUGUAACCUAAGUUUAGGGAAGCCUUCUCUAGUACUACUGGGUGAGUUCCGGGAUGAGGAUUCUUCAGAGGUUCGGGGCACCAUAGCUCCCGAAGAUGUCAGUGUGUGAAUGGUGAAACCAAUAACUCUGAGCUGCAGCCCCUCCAUUCAGUGACUAUAAGUCAGUAGAAGACAUGCAGAAGCUCCCAGGUUUUAUCCUUGACAUCCCCAGUUAAAAGGGCCAGGUACCAGGUGAUGGAAAAGAAACGUGUGAAACCCUGGAAGAGCUGCUGCCAGUCAGAGUAGACAAUUUUUGUUAUUGUUGGCAUCCAUCUGUAUAAGAGACAGGUCUCUGUUCUGAGCAGCUUACAGCUGAUAUAAUUGCAAUGCAGGGGAGACAACAAAGGAAGGGGAAGAGUUUUCCUUCUCCUAGAUGGGCUACCUUCCUGGGUUAAUGAGCUCCAUCUGACCCCCACUUCCUUCUACUGCUAUGGAAUUCAACUUCUUCCUAGAAAAUAAACCCCAGCUUUCAUUAAAAAACACAACAUCCUAGUCAUAAAGGUUGGAUUAUUGGUGGAAAGACUGGUGAAGUCUCAGAAUAUGCCACUGAACAACAAUUGCUAGAGAGCAACAGCAGGAGAAGACUAUUACUUGCAUGUCCCGCUUGGUGGAGAAGUUAAACAAUCUCACUUGGUAUAAGUCCGCUUCUGUGUUUCCAAGUUGCUUGAGAAAUUUGUGAGAUCUUCUUUUCUGGAAAAGUUUUUUUAAGACAGGAUGGAUAAAAACCCAUCACAGAAGAACUAAUUCUGCCCUAGUACUUAUGUUAUGGGCUGCCCUUGCAAGAGGUGUCUUCAUUCACAACCCAAAGUCCAAGAACAACCUGAAAGCAAAAACGUGGCCUUUUGUACUUCUUUGUAGUGAUUUUUUGCUUUAUCAGUUCCACUAAAGAAGAGUGGCUGGCUCAAAGCACAUUGGGCUUGAUCAAUCACCUGUUCAUUGCACCUCUGAGUUUCCCUCUCUUCUUAUUUCUGCUCUCCUUUCUAUCCAUUCCAGUUAUCACAACGUUAGCUUUUGUUUCUCUUGUAGGAUGCAGAUCAUGAAGCCCGUGUAGAAGAGGCAAUAACUCGAACGCUGAUAUGUGCAAUCAAAUCUGCUGAAACCACCAGUGCAUCAGAUUCCUGGCUCAACCCCACAGAGGUGAAGUUCCGCAUUAAUAAGCCAUGGUUUUCACUCCUUUGAUCCAGUGACAUUUUUGUUUCCUAAACUGCAAGUCUAUGCUCCCCCACGCCCCCACCUUUGCAGCUGAAUUUUUAGUAACUUUGGCAUGGCAGAGCCUGAGUCUUCAUGGCUGCUCUCCAUUAUCUUGGUUUAACUCCUCGCUGGAAGCGUACCCCGUGUCUUUCAAGGAUUCCCUCCUCCAAAUCCAGAGAUUCAGAAGUGCAGAUUGCACAACCUGUACAUAUCUAGCCACUUGCCCUGUAUGUAGUAGGGAUGGUCAGGGAAUCGAACACAGUUAAGAGUGUGGGUGUGUGCACUGCAUGGCUCUGGGAUUCCAUUCAGUGCACAUUGUUGUUCUUAAGUCCACCCUAACAUCAUCACAUAUUACUGUAAAGACCAGUGCUUUAUGGUAAGGAAGCACUUUGACAGGGAUAGUUUAAAUUUAUUUGACAUUCGCUUUUUGCAGGCAAUAAAUAUGCCACACAAACUCAGGCUUGCACAGGCAGCUCUUGCUUAACCAGCUUCCUCCUUUGCUUUAAUAGAGGGGAAAGUCCCAUGCAUGCAAUGUCUGGGCUGGGCUAGUGGGCCACCUUGGUUGAAAUGAAAGCAAGCAGAAAAGCACCCAAAGAACACAAUAGGGUGGCAAAACAAAGUGGAAGCAAUGGGGAUAGAUGAAAAGGACAAAACAUAUAAACAAUUCCUAAGAUUAGCAGAGAAGGUAUCACCUGUUUAUACACUGAAUGUAUUUUAUUUUCUAGGUUGAAGUAACUUCCCAUGAAACCAAUCUUCAGUAUGUGAAUGGGGCUGUUUCUGCAUAUUUAGAGCAUCAGAAGACUAGUAAAAUUGAAGACAUGGACCCUAGAACUGAAGAGGUUAAUCAAUACCCAUGUAAAAGAAAGAAGGUCCAAGGGAGAUCAAAACCUGAAGGCUUCCAGUUGAUGUCCUGUGAAUCUAGCCUAACCGUGAUCCAAGGAAAGAAACUGGAAAAAAUUCCAUUUGGACAUAAUCUUUUUCAGGUUUUACCACAAUUCUGGGAAACAGAUUCAAUUGGUUCAGCUGAAAAUGACAGUAAAGGGUCUCCAAAUGAAAAUGAUGAACACUUUGGAAAAUUGCAUUGUGCUGGGAAGACAUCAAAAGUGAUUGGUGAUUCUGGAGCAUUAGUAGAUCAGAAGGAUCCAGGAUGUAGUACCAUCUCUCCACAAGCAGUUAUUUGUACAAAUGAUUUGCUAGAUUGUGUGCUAAAUCCCCAAGUCAUCCGUUUAAUGGCUCAACUUUUGAUAGAAAGAGCAAGUGUUUAAAAUGUGUUCCUUUCUGAAAAUUAAAAAAAACAAAUGACAAGUACGUUCUGGAGGUUCCACAGCUUCUGUACUAAAGACUUCUUAGCUGCGCAUCAGCAUCAGCUCAACUGCAAACUUCCAAACAAUACAGCAUCUAACUAUGUCAGGGCUUUUGUAACCAUUUCUCAUGGGGUAGCCAAGUUUAUGUGUUGCAGCAGAAGCAACGGUCUUUUGGUACCUUAAAAACAAACAAUUGUCUUUAUGCAUAAAAAUAGAAGAAGAAUCUUGCUGGAUCAUUUAUGUGUUUUAUCAGAAGGCUAAGACAACACAAAUCAUUGUCAAAAUAUAUAAAUAAAUUGUUUAUUUUAAGAC